Messenger RNA from Chelonus insularis, 56124 nucleotides. It is a transcript of the gene sls, whose product is annotated as titin-like. NCBI's taxonomy places the organism in Eukaryota, Metazoa, Arthropoda, Insecta, Hymenoptera, Braconidae. Gene Ontology annotation, molecular function: protein binding. The record is from RefSeq and is a predicted model, not a curated record.
GAGCUCGAAUCUCGCUACCGGCUUACUCGCAAUUCGCAUUCGAUCGACGUCUUGGUUUUAAAUGUCUCGGGGAAAUUUUCGAUUAUAAUGACUUGACUACUUGCAAAUAUUAAAAAAAGUAAUUUAAUAGAAUAGAUUAAGUAUAAGAAAGUAAUUAAAUAGAAAGAAUAGGCGUGGCAGACAAGAAAAUAAACGAAAGACGAUAUUUUUAAGUUAACGAAAAAAAUUAUUACACGAAACGAAAUUAAUCAAACGAGGAAUAAGGAGAAGGAUAACUUCAAAAAAUAGUGAAAUUGAUAACAAUUGUGAUUUUUAUUGUGGGUGCUUUAGAUACUUAUUAUAGAAAUAGAGGAAUUCAGUGAUUUUCUAUAGGAAGUUUAACAUUUUCAUUUUACCUAUUGAAUCUAAAACGGCCUCAAGAUGAAGCGACAGACGUCGCAAGAACAGCAACAACAACAGCAACAAAUGUCCACCAUGCAACAAUACAGUCAACAUAGAUCAGAACGACAAACUACGAGACAACAAAUCACCACACAACAAAGAGUGCAAGGAGAAAUAAUAAUGACAGCGUCACCAGCACCAGCAUUUACUGGAAGACCCGGUGAUCCUUCUCCACCUAUUUUUGAACAGAUUUUCAAAAAUGCUAGGUUUGCGCAAGGUGGAAAUGCUAUUUUUGAAGGUAGAGUUAAAGGAAAUCCUAAACCUACGGUUUCCUGGACACAUAAAGGAGUUCCGCUAAGGGAAUCCCAAAAAAUCUUAAUGUCUUAUGAUGAAAGAACUGGAAAUGUUACUCUACAAAUUAAUCAAAUUGGUCCUGGAGAUGAAGGAGAAUAUACUUGCAAUGCUAGAAAUCAAUAUGGUGAAGCCAUCUGUUCAGUUUACAUUCAACCUGAAGGUUUCGGACCUCCACCUAAACAAGGUUAUAAGGAUUACCAACAACGUUAUUCACAAACCAUUGAUAAACGCUAUACAAAUGGAUCAACAACGACAACUACAACGACAAUUGAAGAUUUUAAAGUGGACACAUUUGAAUAUAGAUUGUUACGUGAAGCUGAGUUUCGUGAGUCCAUUACUCGUCGAUAUGUUGGUGAAUCUGAUUCUCAAAUAUCUACUAAUGUAGAUCGUAGUCAAGGUCCUGUUGCUCCACCUCAAAUUGGUCAAAAACCAAGAAGUUCAAAGCUUGUUGAAGGUUCUGACGCUAUCUUCACUGCUAAGAUUUCUGGAAAUCCUAAACCUAGGACAACAUGGUUUAAAGAUGGUCAAAGACUCCGUAACUCUCAACGUAUUGAAACUGUUUAUUCAAAUCAACAAGCAACUCUACGCAUUAAAGGAGCAGCACCGAAUGAUAGUGGACAUUACACACUCCUUGCAGAAAAUCCUCAGGGUUGUACUGCAUCAUCAGCAUACUUGGCAAUUGAACAAAGUGAUCAAGUUGAUUAUGCACAACCUCAAUUUAUACAAAAAGAAACGAUAAAAACUGUUGAAAUAUCUCAAGCCCCCGAUCCAGGUAAAGUCCUGCCACCUAAUUUUAUCCGUACCUGCGCUGAUCGCGAGGUAACUGAAGAAAAGAUGACGAGGUUUGAUUGUCGUGUGACUGGAAGACCUUAUCCUGAAGUAACUUGGUAUAUCAAUGGAUAUCCAGUGGCUGAUGAUGUAACACAUAAAAUACUUGUGAAUGAAAGUGGUAAUAAUUCAUUAAUGAUUACAAAUGUUACACGAGCUGAUGCUGGCAUUAUUACCUGUGUUGCUAAAAACAAAGCUGGCGAAACUUCAUUCCAAUGUAAUCUUCAUGUAAUUGAAAAGGAGCAAGUAGUAGCCCCGAAAUUUGUAGAAAAAUUUACUACAACGCAUGUGAAAGAAGGAGAGCCAGUUGUUUUCUCGGCUAGAGCUGUUGGUACACCUAUCCCUCGAAUUACUUGGCAAAAGGACGGAGUUCCAAUAGUCGCUGGCUCUGAUAUUAGGAUUACAACGGAGGGAAAUGGAUCCUCAAUGUUAGAGAUUCCAAAUGCUAAAUAUUCAGAUGCAGCCUGGUAUCAAUGCACUGCUCAAAAUAUAGCUGGAUCUACUGCCAACCGUGCUCGACUUUUCGUCGAAAUGCCUAAAGGAACAACUACUGAACCAAGACGCCUGAAUUUACCUCGACCGACGAAAGUCAUCGAACCAGAACCAAUAUCUGGCCCUGAAGUAAUCUAUCUACGACACGUGGAACGUGCUAAACCUUAUUUACCACCAUCAGAAGAAGAUAGAAUAUAUCCACCACCGAGAUUUAUCGUUCCACUCCGAGAUGUUCAUCAAAACGAAGGUGGACGCAUUCACUUCGAAGCCAGAAUCGAACCGGUGGGUGAUCCUACCAUGAGAGUAGAGUGGUAUGUUAAUGGUAGAACCCUAGAAGCGAGUUCUCGGGCAACGUAUCUCUUCCGCUUUGGCUUUAUCUCUCUCGACUUAAUUAGCGUGGUAGUUCAAGACAGCGGCGAAUACGUUUGUCGUGUUGUCAGUUCUACCGGAGUCGCAGAAUCUCGUGCAAUGCUUAGUGUUACUCCACGUGCGACUAUCGAACAAACCAGUCAACAUCCAGACAGUCUUCGAUAUAUUCAGCAGCUUGAGGAUUAUUCCAAGUAUCAAAGACAAGAGAGUAUAGAAGAUCUUUCCUCCCAACGUCCAGUCUUUAUUCGUCCAUUACAAGAUAUUGGUGAGCUUCAAGAAGGCAGGAAUGCCCACUUCGAAGCUCAAUUAACUCCAGUCAGUGACCCAACUAUGAAAGUUGAGUGGUAUAAGGAUGGACGACCAAUCACAGCUAGUUCAAGAAUCUCGACUAUCUUCAACUUCGGAUACGUCUCACUAAAUAUUAUGCACCUACGGGCUGAAGAUACGGGUUCUUAUACCGUGAGAGCUGUGAAUCGUAUAGGAGAAGCAAUAAGUAGCUCAAUUCUCCGUGUCUUAGCACGCACCAGCGUAACUUCUGACCUUGGAAUUCCAGAGCAGCAAAAGUAUAUUGAAGCUGCAGAAGAACUAGAAGCAUAUCAACAAGCUAUACAUCAAAAAUAUGUGAGAGAACAGCCAGAGCCCACGAGUCCACCGGAAUUUAAAUCGCCGAUCAAAGAUCAGAUUAAUGUUCGUGAAGGAGGAUUUGCUCACUUCGAAGCUCGUUUAGAACCAGUGGGUGAUCCUGACCUUCGAGUUGAGUGGCUUAAAGAUGGUCGUCCACUAGAAGCAAGCUCACGAAUUACCACUUUUUUUAAUUUCGGAUACGUUGCCUUGACUUUAAAAUAUGUGACAAUUUAUGAUGUAGGAGUUUAUACUUGCCGUGCAUAUAAUAGAGUUGGUGAAGCACAUACAACCGCUCAAAUGAGUGUAAUAAGUAAAAAUGAUAUUAUUUAUGAUAGCCAACAUCCACAAGGAUUACAAAAAAUUCAAAGUCUUGAAGAUUCAAGCCGUUAUCAGCGACAAAUGCAAGAAGAAAUUCAAGUAAUACAAAAACCUCGCUUCCUUGGUCCUUUAAAAGGAACUAAUAAGAUUGUAGAGGGCCAAAGAGCACAUUUCGAAGCUAGAGUAGAACCACAAAAUGAUUUGACAAUGAAAAUCGAAUGGUAUCAUAACGGAAAACCCAUCACUGCUGCUAAUAGAAUUCAAACUUAUCAUGAUUUUGGAUAUGUGGCUAUUGAUAUUCUUCAAGUUAGAGCUGAAGAUACUGGAACCUAUACUGUUAUCGCUCGAAAUGCAAUAGGAGAAGCUCGUCUUCAAGCUACAAUGUCUGUUGAAACUCGUUCUGGCAUUGAUACAAGUAGCAUGCAUAGAAAGGCAUACGAAAAAACUCAAAAACUUGAAGGAUCUCAAUUUGUUGAACCUCAAUACUAUAUUGAAGAAAUUUCCAAAUCCAAACCAAUAUUUGUGCAGCCUCUUAGUAAUCCUAAACCAGUUAGUGAAGGUAAAAAUAUUCAUUUAGAAUGCAGAUUAGAGCCCAUGGGAGAUCCAACAAUGCGCGUAGAAUGGUUCCAAAAUGGUCGUCCAGUUACUGUUGGAUCGAGGUUCAGGACUUAUUAUGACUUUGGCUUUAUUGCUCUUGACAUUGUUCAUGCAACAGCUUUGGACUCUGGAGAAUAUACUGUUCGUGCUACUAAUCAUCUUGGAAGUGCGCAUACUUCAGCAUGUGUAAGAGUUAUUGGAAGAUCAGACGUUAUAACUGAAACUCAGAAUGAACAAUCUUUAGAACUGAUUCAGAUGUUAGAAGAUUCUUCAAAAUAUAGACGAUAUAUUCAAGAAGAUGUAACUGUUGUUCAAGCUCCUCAAUUCACUCGUCCACUUCAUAACAUUGAAACCGUCGAAUUAACAAAUGUUCAUCUUGAAUGUCGCCUUCAACCAGUAGGAGAUCCCACAAUGAGAGUUGAGUGGUUUGUCAAUGGAGUUCCUGUAACCACUGGACAUCGAUUUAGACCUUCAUAUGAGUUUGAUUAUGUUGCUUUAGAUAUUCUUGGAGUUUACCCUGAAGACUCAGGUGUUUAUACAUGUCAAGCACGUAAUCAACUUGGUGAAGCUGUGACUUCUUGCUCUGUUCGUGUUCAUGCUAAAAAAGAUUUAUUAUUAGAAUCUCAACAUCCAGAAGGUCUGGAAAGAAUUCAAUAUUUGGAAGACACUUCAAGAUAUAAAAGGAAAGAAUUGAUUGAUGAAGUGGUUAAUGUCAAACCAAAAUUUAUUACUGCACCAAAGAAUCAAGAAAAUCUUCGAGAGGGACAACAUGCUCAUUUUGAGUGUAAGCUUGAACCAGUUACAGACUCGAAUUUGAAGGUGGAAUGGUUCAAAAAUGGACGUCCGGUUACAAUAGGACACCGAUUUCGUCCCAUUCAUGACUUUGGCUAUGUUGCGCUAGACGUGAUCGACCUAAUUGCCGAAGACUCUGGCACUUAUACAUGUCGUGCAGUUAAUCUCGUUGGUAGUGAUGAAGUUCAUUGUAUUUUAACUUGUCGUUCAACAGCUCAAGUUCUGACUAAUACUCAAAAUGAAACUGGAUUAGAACAGAUUCAUUAUCUUGAAGAUCGAUCAAAAUACCAUCGUCGUGAGGUAGUUGAAGAAACAACAACCCAAGCACCAAUCUUUACGACGUCAUUGAAAAGUGUUGAAAUAAAAGAAGGCCAACGAGCACAUUUCGAAUGUCGUUUAAUUCCAGUUUCCGAUGCAACAAUGAAAGUUGAAUGGUUCCAUAAUAAUACACCAGUAAAAGCCGGUUCCCGCUUUGUUGAAACUAACAGCUUCGGAUUCGUUGCUUUAGACAUUAUGUAUGCAUAUCCUGAAGAUUCUGGUACUUAUACUUGUCGAGCUAGAAAUGCAAUCGGCGAAGCAAUGACUUCAGCUACUGCAGUUGUUCAUUCAAAGAAAUCUAUUUACAUGGAAACACAACGUGCGGAAGUUCUUCAACGACUUCAUCAGUUGGAAGACCAUUCAAGAUAUCAACGCAAACAAACACAAGAAGAAACAAUCACUCAAGCACCAGUUUUUACAAUGCCUAUUAAAGACCUUCGUGUUGCUGAAAACCAAGCAGCUCACUUUGAAGCUCGAGUAAUCCCAGUUGGAGAUUCACGACUUAAAGUUGAAUGGCUUCGUAAUGGAGUACCGAUUGAAGCCUCUAAUCGAAUAACGACCAUGCACGAUUUUGGAUAUGUUGCUCUCAACAUGAAAUAUGUGAACCCUGAAGACUCAGGUACCUAUACUUGUCGAGCUGUGAAUGAUUUAGGCGAAGCAGUAACAUCAGCUACACUUUUUGUGCAAUCUAAAGCAGCUCUUCAACUUGAGUCACAACACGAAACUGCAUUGACAAAAAUUCAGGUAUUAGAAGAUACCAAUAAAUAUCAACGUCGUGAAGAAGAAGAAAUAAACGUGAAAGAGCAACCACGUUUUACGGUGAAACUUAAUGGUCCAACAAAGUUAGUUGAAGGACAAAGUGCACAUUAUGAGUGCCGUAUUGAACCCUAUCCUGAUGCUACCAUGAAAGUAGAAUGGUUCCAUAACGGUCAGCCACUUUCUACUGGGCACAGAUACAGAACAACGUGUGAUUUUGGUUUUGCAGCUCUUGACGUAUUGACCGUCUAUGCCGAAGAUUCUGGCACUUACACGUGCAAAGCCACCAAUAAACUUGGCUCGGCUCAGAGUUCUAUUGAACUUUCGGUUACAUCUCGAGCUUCGAUUAUACGUGAAACACAACAUGAAAGUGCAUUGAAGAAAAUCCAAUAUCUUGAAGAUGAUUCUCGUUAUAAGCGUAUCCAACAUGAUGAUUCAUUUAUCGCUGAAAAACCGAAAUUCGGAAGACCUUUGAAGAAUAUUGAACAUUUGCCAGAAGGCAAAAGUGCUCACCUAGAAGCGACUUUAACCCCUGUUAAUGAUCCUACAAUGGUAGUUGAAUGGUAUCGAGAUGGACAACCCAUCCCUCAAGGACACAAAUUUAAAACUACUUAUGAUUUCGGUUAUGUUGCGUUGGAUAUUCUUUAUGCCUAUCCUGAAGAUUCCGGAACUUAUAUGUGCAAAGCUAAAAAUGCUGUAGGAGAAGCUGUUACUACUUGUGUUAUUAGCGUUGAUUCUAAACAAGGUUUAUACUUGGAUACUUUGGAUGUGCAACGUCUUGAGAAAAUCCGUGAAUUAGAAACGGUUGUAGUUAAAGAAGUUCCAGAAAAGGAAAUUACCUACCAGAAACCAGUGUUUUUGACACCUUUGAAUAAUUUAGAUCACCUUAAAGAAGGUGAACAUGCACACUUAGAAAGUCGAGUUGAACCGAUAAAUGAUCCAAACCUUAAAAUUGAGUGGUUUGUUAAUGGUGUUGCUGUUAAAACUGGUCACCGUUUCCGUACAACUCACGACUUUGGUUAUGUCGCUUUGGAUAUACUUUAUGCUUAUGCUGAAGAUUCUGGUACUUAUAUGUGUAAGGCUACCAAUCUUGCUGGUGAAGCAGUUAAUACUUGUACUAUCAGAGUUGGCUCACGUCGUAGCAUUCUUUUUGAUACUCAACAUCCUGAUGGAUUAGAGAAAAUCCGUGAAUUGGAAGCACAAGGCCAUCCAACACGCCUUGAAGUUGAAGAACCUCCUCCCACUUUUCCAAGAUUCGUGACAGAGCUUAGAGGAACAACCGAAAUAUAUGAAGGGCAAACAGCUCAUUUCGAAUGUCAAGUAGAACCUCUUCAUGAUGCCAAUCUUCGAGUUGAAUUCUACCAUAAUGGAAAGCCUUUAGCAUCUGCUUCUCGAUUCCACGUGACAUUUGAUUUUGGAUAUGUAGCUUUAGACAUUACCCACGGUGUUCCUGAAGAUGCUGGAGAAUAUUCGGUUAAAGCCAUAAAUGCUUUAGGCCAAUGUACAUCCUCUAUUAAUUUGAAUGUAAUUCCGCGUGAUAACAUUAUCAAAGACGCUCAACGUCCUGAAGGAUUAGAAAAAAUUCGUGAGUUAGAAUCACAACAACCAUGGAAGCGGCCUGAAGUUCCAGAACCAGUAACUCGUCAACGACCAGUCUUUACUCAACCUCUUCAAAACAUUGACAGCGUUCCUGAAGGACAAACUGCUCACUUUGAGUGUCGAUUAAUUCCUGUAGGUGAUCCUACAUUGAAAGUUGAAUGGUUUAGGAAUGAAAAGCCUCUCGGUGACAGCUCAAGAAUUACCAAAGUUCAUGAUUUCGGUUAUGUUUCUCUUGAUAUUGGACAUGUACGAGAUGAAGAUCAAGGUGUUUACAUGUGCCGUGCAUCCAAUCCUCUUGGUGAAGCUGUGACAACUGCUUCAAUGAAAGUUAGAACUAAAGCAAGCAUUCAAUUAGAAAGUCAACAUCCUGAAGCUCAGAGAAGAAUUGCACAACUCGAGGCUGAUAAACCCAGUCGUCCAGAAGAGCCAGAAAAAGUAUUCGAUAAACCAAUUUUCACACAACUUCUUACUGGACCUAAUGAGCUCUGGGAAGGUCAAAUGGCACGUUACGAAUGUCGUGUUGUACCUGUCGGAGAUUCAAGCUUACGAUUCGAGUGGUAUGUAAAUGGUGUAGAAUUAAAAAUGGGUUCUCGAUUCCAUGUAAGUCAUGAUUUCGGCUACGUUACUUUAGAUAUACUAAAAGUAAUUCCUGAAGAUUCUGGAGUUUACUCGUGUAAAGCUAUUAACAAUGCUGGAGAAGCUAUUUCAUCAAUAUCUCUCAAGGUAAAGGCACGAUCAGCUAUUGAAAAAGAUGCAUUACAACCAGAUGCUUGGCAGAAAAUUCAAUUAAAAGAAGCAGAAAUGAAUAAAGUUCCUGAAAUGUUUGUUGAUACUACUCCUCAACAAGCUCCAGUAUUUACUACACAUUUAAAGAGUUAUGACAAGCUUCAAGAAGGUCAACAUGUAUAUCUGGAAGCUCAAGUAGAACCUAGAGCUGAUCCUAAUUUACGUACUGAAUGGUUUAAGAACGGUAUUCCUCUCCAAACUGGUACACGGCUUCGCUGUACAUUUGAUUUCGGUCUUGUGACUCUUUCUAUCAAUGGUUUACGAGCUGAUGACUCUGCUCUUUAUACUUGUAGAGCUACGAAUCUUCUAGGAGAAGCUGUAUCUACCUGUAGUUUAAAGAUUGAUGAUAAACAUUGGUUGUUGGGCGAUACCCUUCAUCCAGAUGCUCUAUCAAAGAUCGAUGCUUUAGAACAACCAGCACCAAGUGCUCCAGAAUGUCCAGAGCCUACAUAUGAGGAACCAGUAUUUAUUACACAUUUGAAUAAUGUUGAAUGCACUGAAGGAGAAAAUAUUCACUUCGAAUGCAAUGUUGAACCAUCAAAAGAUCCGACAAUGAAAAUCGAGUGGCUCUUGAAUGGAAAACCAUUACCAACAGGAGCACGGUAUAAAUCUACAUAUGAUUUUGGAUAUGUUGCAUUAGAUAUUAAUCAUGCAUAUGAAGAAGAUUCUGGAAUGUUGACUGUGAAAGCAACUAAUUCUAAAGGAUCUGCUCAAACAACUGGAACAUUAAAGUGUACAAGUAAACAAAAUAUCUAUCUUCAAACUCAACAUCCUCAAGGUGCUGUUGGUUUAGAAAAAGUUCAAGAAGUUGAUGAAGCCUUCCAAUCUAGAUCUAGACGUCUAAAUGAAGGUCCAGAAACUCAAUAUCCUAAACCAAUCUGGACAGUUCCACUUCAACCAGAAUUUAGACUCGGAGAAGCCGAACCUCUCCAUUUAGAAGGUCAAGUAGAACCAAAGGAUGAUCCUAACUUGAAGAUCGAAUGGUAUUUUAAUGGAAAAGCUCUCGAACAUGGAUCUCGUUUCAAAAUGACAAGUGAUUUUGGCUUUGUUACUUUAGAUCUUACUGAUGUUUAUGAUAGAGACUCAGGAAUAUACACAUGCAAAGCUUACAAUAAAGCUGGAGAAGCCUUUACAUCAACAACUGUUUACUGCACAACUAAAGAGAGUAUUAUUGAACACUCGCAACAUCCAAAGGGUAAAGAAGGAUUGGAAGCUAUUCAAGAUCUUGAAGAAUCAUUGAAGAAACCAGAUGGAAAACCAACAGAUGUAGAAGAAGGUCAUCCUCCAGUAUUUACAUCACAGUUUGAAAAUCUUACUAAUUUAUCUGAAGGAGAUAUUGCUCACUUUGAAGCAUCAUUAACUCCGACUGGUGAUCAAACAAUGAAGGUUGAAUGGUUUUACAAUGGAAAAGCUCUAGAAGCUAGUCAUAGAAUCAGAACAGUUUAUGCUUUUGGUAUGGUUGUUCUAGAAGUUCUUGGAACCAAGAUAGAAGAUUCAGGAAGUUAUUCUUGUAGAGCAACAAAUAAAUGGGGCAAAGCUGAAAUAUCUGUUAAAUUAGAAUGUGUUGAUAAAUCUAAAGGACAAAAACCAAAAUUCACCACUCAUAUUCAGUCUCUAGAGGGUCUAAAAGAUGGUCAAUCAGUUCACUUUGAAUGUACUUUAAUUCCUGUUGGUGAUCCUCAUAUGAAAGUUGAGUGGUUCCACAAUGGAAAACCUUUGAGGCAUUCGUCUCGCUUCAAGAUGGUAUCUGAUUUUGGAUUUGUUGUUAUGGAUAUUGCUGGAGUAAUGUCCCAUGAUAGUGGAGAAUACGUGUGCAAAGCAAGUAAUAAAUUUGGUGAAGACUAUACAAAAGCAACGAUUAAAUGCUUUGGAAAAAGUGAAGUUUAUCUGGAUUCACUUCAACCAGAUUCUUUGGCAAGAAUUCGUGAACUUGAAGCUUAUGGCCGAGAACAGCCUACUUCUCCGACAACUCCAGUUGGUGGACCACCGACAUUUAUUACUCAGAUUACUGACAUUACUAAAUUAGUUGAAGGACAGUCAGCACACUUCGAAGCACGACUCACUCCUGUAACUGAUCCAGAUCUCAAAGUUGAAUGGUAUUAUAAUGGUAAAAAACUUCCUCAUGGUCAUCGUUACAGAACUUUCCAUGAUUUUGGCAUUGUCAUCUUAGAUAUUUUAUAUUGCUACGAAGAGAAUUCCGGAGUUUAUGAGUGUAGAGCUGUUAAUAAAUAUGGAGAAGAUUCAACAAAAGCAACUCUUAAAUGUAUUUCUAAGGCAAAUCUUAUUUUAGAAUCGCAGUUGCCUAAAGGCAUGGAGAAAGGUUUAGAAAAGAUUCAGACUCUUGAAGAUUCAAUGAUUAAAAUCAAAGAUGAAAAAGUUACUGAAGAGAAAGGUAAAGCUCCAGUAUUUACCGUUCCUUUGAGUAAUAUUGAUGGACUUCGUGAAGGUGAAAGCGCUCACUUUGAAGCUCGAUUAACUCCAACUGAUGAUCCAAAACUCAAAGUUGAAUGGUUCUGGAAUGGAAAACCUUUGAAGACUGGAUCUAGAUUCCGUACAUUCUGUGACUUUGGUUUUGUAAUUCUAGAAAUAUCUCCAAUUUAUCCUGAAGACUCUGGAGAAUAUAGCUGUCGUGCAACGAAUGACUAUGGUGAGGCAGUGACAAGUUGCACAAUGAAGUGUACUGGGAAGAGAAGUAUUAUUUUAGAAUCACAACUACCAAAGGGUAUGGAAAGUACAAUCGAUAAAAUUGCGGAAUUAGAAGGUCUUGGUGGAGAACCGGGUCAAAUAAUACCUGAUGAUGAUACUGGAAGACCACCAGAAUUUAUCACAACACCUUCGGAUUUAACGUUAAGUGAAAAUUCCUUGGCUCAUUUCGAAUGCCGACUUGUACCUAUCAAUGACUCUAGUAUGCGAGUCGAGUGGUUCCAUAAUGGAAAAGCUUUGAAUGCAGGAUCAAGAAUUAAAACCAUUCAUGAUUUUGGUUUCGUUAUUCUUGAAGUAGCUAACUGCUAUCAACGAGACUCAGGCUUAUACACGUGUAAAGCUACAAAUCGUCAUGGUGAAGCAACUGCUUCUUGUACUCUUCAAGUUCGAGGCCGUCAAGGAAUUAUUUUAGAACCUCAGCUUCCUAUGAAUUUCAAAACUGGAACUGAAAGUAUACAAAAACUUGAAGAAGCUUUGUAUAAGAAAGAUGAAAUUCUUGCUGAAGAAGAAAAACCAAAUCCACCUAGAUUUGUUGUUGAACUAAAAGACAUCGAAGUUGAAGAAUCAGCACCUAGUCACUUUGACUGUAAGGUAGAACCCGUUGGAGAUCCAACAAUGCGAAUUGAUUGGUUCCAUAAUGGCAGACCAUUUGCUACUGGUUCUCGAGUCCAUCAAAUUAAUGACUUUGGUUUUAUUUCUCUCGAUUUAUCAUAUACUUACGCUAGAGAUAGUGGAGAAUAUGUUUGUCGAGCAACCAAUAAAUGGGGAUUUACUACCACUAAAGCCACAAUUACAUGUAAAUCUAAGAAAACCAUUGAUUUUGAUUCUCAACUUCCUUCUGGCAUGAGUGGUGAAAAAUUGAAAGAACUUGAAAGAGGACCUGUCAGUGAACCACCACCUCCUGAAGAUCUUCCUCGAGUGCCUCCGAAGUUUAUUACACAAAUUCAGUCAGCAACUGUCGAAGAAUCAGAACCUUUAAGGUUCGAGUGUCGUGUUGAACCGAAAGAAGAUCCAACUUUGCGUAUUGAAUGGUAUAGAAAUGGAAAAUUGAUUCCUGCUGGUCAUCGAUACAGAGCUGUAUAUGAUAUGGGCUUUGUUGCAAUGGAUAUUCUUUAUGUUUAUCCUGAAGAUUCUGGUGAAUAUGUUUGUAAAGCAAUCAAUAAUUGGGGAGAAGAUACAACACGAGCUUCAGUAUCUUGCAAGACCAUACCAAAUAUUAUCCUUCAGAACCAAGUUCCAAAAGGUAUGAAGAAGUCUGAAGCUUUGAUGCAGAUGGAAGCAACCAUUAAAAAAUACACAUCAGAAGUUCAUUUAACUGAGGACGAUCUUUAUGAUGCUGAAAAGAGACAACCUCCACGAUUUGUCACGCAAAUUCAAAGUCAAACUGAAUUAAUGGAAAUGAACAGUACUAAAUUCGAAUGUCAGCUUGCUCCUGUUGGUGAUCCGAACAUGAAAGUUGAAUGGUUCUUUAAUGGAAAACCAUUGCCUCACAAAAACAGAUUUUCACCUAUUUAUGAUUUUGGAUAUGUUGCGAUGAACUUUGGUUGGGUUUAUCCUGAAGAUAGUGGAGAAUAUCUUUGCAGAGCUACUAAUCUUUAUGGAAUGGAUGAAACCAAGGCUAUUAUUAAAACUUCUGGUAAACCUGGAAUUAUUUAUGAGUCUCAAUUACCUAAAGGAAUGAAGAGUAUUGAAAAGAUCAGAGAAAUGGAAGCAGCUUGGCAAGUUGUUUCUGAAGAAGAAAUUGAAGAAGACAAACCUCGAACAGCUCCAGUAUUUGUCAGUAAGCCAGAGCCUGUCGAAGUUGAAGAAAGUGAUUGGGCUAGGUUUUGUUGUCGUGUAACUGGUCAUCCACGUCCUAGAGUGAUGUGGAUCAUUAAUGGCCACACAGUUAUUAAUGGUAAUCGAUAUAAACUGACUUAUGACGGAAUGUACCAUUUAGACAUACCGAAAACUCGUCAAUAUGAUCAUGGAAAAGUUGAGGUAGUAGCGAGAAGUUCAUUGGGAGAAGCAAAAUGCGAAACAACUUUAACUGUGAAACCCAGAAGUGAUGAUUAUCGUGGAGUUUUGAAGAAUUCUCCAAGACCUUGGUACGACAUUGGGUUAACUCAAUAUCAGACAGAACGUCAGGAUACAGAACUAGAGCGAGUCUUUGAUGAAAGACAACACAAUGUUUCUCAGGGAGUUGGAAUAGCUACAGAACAUCUUGGUCAUAAAGUUUUUAAAGAGCCUGAUACUGAAUGGCAAAAAUCAGUGAGAACAAAAAAGAACGAAGAAGGAUACUACAAUAAAUUGAUGAAUCUCGAAGAAGAACAAAUUCUUAAAGAAGCGAGAUUAAGAGAAGCAACCCACCAGUUUGCUAUUCCUGGUGAAAAAGUUGUGAGCAGUUCAAUGGCUAAAGGAAUGGCUCAAAAAUAUCAGGAAAAUUUGGAACAAUCAACACAAGAAACUACUUUGGUAACAUCACCUCCAAGAGUACUGAAAAAAUUCAUUACUGAGGUCGAUAUUGAUACAGAAAGAGUUAAAGGAACCGGUAAAUAUCCUCUUAGUCCAGCAGAAUCAGCAGUUCAUGGUAAAGAGAUCCAUGUAGCAAAAUCUAAACAAGUUCAAAAAGAAACUAAAGGUGACACAGAGAUCACCAGAAAGAUUACAGCAACAGAAACAACAGAAGUUGAACAUAAAGCAAAGACUCAAGAACGUGUUGUCCAAGGUCCUGUAAAACCUGCAAUUCCUCCAGUUUUCACUAAGAAAAUUCAACCUUGUAGAGCUUUCGAACAGGAACAAGCUAGAUUUGAAGUUGAAUUUGAUGGAGAUCCAUUGCCAACUAUUAAAUGGUACAGAGAAGACUUCCCAAUCCAAAACUCUAAAGAUCUCCAAAUUUAUACAUUUAGUACGAAGUCAGUGUUGAUUGUUCGUCAAGUUUUCAUGGAAGAUUCCGGAGUUUUUUCAGUCGUUGCUGAAAAUCGUGGAGGUACAGCAAAAUGUAGUGCAAAUUUAGUUGUCGAAGAAAGACGCAGACAACCUGGAAGAGGAGGAAGUGUACCCCCCAGUUUUCUUACUACAAUUCAAAGCACUUCAGUACCAACUGGACAAUUAGCUAGAUUUGAUGCAAAGGUUUCUGGAACCAAACCUUUAGAUGUCUAUUGGCUUAAGAAUGGUAAAAAAAUCACAGCGGAUAUCCGAUACAAAACUCUUGAAGAGGACAACACUUAUACUUUAUUGAUUCUGGAAACUGUACCAGAGGAUACAGCUAAAUACGAAUGUGUUGCAAUCAAUAGUGCAGGUGAAGCACGAUGUGAAGCUGAAUGUAACGUUCGUGGACCGCAAUCUCCAUCUACGGUGAAACCAUCAAAGCCAUCACCACCAGGAGUAGAAAAAGCUCCUUUGAUUGUUGAGCCUUUGAAAGAUCAAACAAUCAAAGAAGGAGCAGCUGUUGCGUUUGCUUGCAAAAUUAGUGGAAAGCCAAUUCCUACUGUGUUAUGGAAGAAAGGAGAUAAGGUUAUUAAACCAUCAAAAUACUUCCAAAUGCAAAAAGAGGGAGAUCGAUGUACUUUGAGAAUUUCUGAAGCUUUCCCUGAAGAUGAAGGAGUAUAUAAGUGCAUUGCUAAAAAUUCAGCUGGAGAAGUCACAACAUCAGCUAAUUUAAGAGUUUUAGCACCCGAAAGUACUGAUGUACUUCCAAAACUAACACCCUUAAGGGAUCAAGUUGUUCUUGAAGGUCAACCGGCUCAAUUUAAAACUCAAAUUAGCCCUCCGAAACUGAAACCUACAAUUCAAUGGUAUCGGGAAGGGCUAUUAAUUCCUCAAUCACCAGACUUUCAAAUGAUACAUGAGGGUAACAAUGCAGUACUCUUAAUAGCCACAACUUAUGAGGAAGAUUCAGGUGUUUUUACCUGUCGUGCAACAACAUCUACUGGUACUGUUGAAACAUCAGCAAAACUCAUCGUAAAAAAAAGGACAGGAGUUCAAUAUGAAAUAGUUGCUUCUGAUGAUGUAUCUGGUUCGGGAUCAGAAGCUCGAAAAAAGCCUUAUUCUGCAACUUCAGUUGGAGGUCUACAAAAAUCAGAAUUCAAAUAUGAGCAAGUACAAAAAGGAGAAGUUACAGAAUUAAGUGAGAAAGAGAUAGUAAUUACAUCUCUCCAGCCUGGUGAUGAGUCUCUACCAUGGAGAAAAGGCAGAGUGAUUCAUAGAGUUCAACCAAGUGGAAUAGCACCUUGGAAAAAGGCUCAACCAACAAUAAAAGAUGUUACAAAGCAGCAAGCAAAAUUGGCUGAAGUUCCAGAAGUAAAACCAUGGACAGAAGAAAAAAUUGCUUUGAAAAGUAUUCCUCCAGUAGUUCGAGAAAUACCACGUAAAGUAUUGGAAGGAGUGGAAUUAAAGCCCUCAAAAAUUGAAAAGAAAGAAAUUCCAAAGUCAAGUCUAGAAUCUGUGGAAUUAAAGCCUGUAGUAAAAACUACUGAUGAGGACAAAAUAACUAAAAGACUUCUGCGGGAGACAUAUGUAGAAGAGGAAGACACAAUUAUUCAAGAUGUGUCACGAAGUGAGCAAGAAGUAGAGAGGAAAGUAAGACCUUGGACUGAAGAAAAGCGUGAAUUGAAACCUUCAAAGCCAAUUAAAAGAGAAACUAUUAAGGAAAGUAUUGAAGAAGUUCAAUUAAAAAGAACAAAAAUAGAAAAAAAAGGAAUAGAUAAACCUAUGCUAGAAAAUGUUGAAUCAAAACCAGUAACUAAAACAGUGGUCGAUGAACAAAGUUUGACUUUAGAAUACUAUGAAGAAGAUGAUUCAUCUUUGUUGAAAGUAUCAGACAUAUCAAAGGACAUUUCAAUCAAAAAAAUUAGAAGAGCUGAAAAACAAGAAAUCAUCCAAGAAAGGACUGAUAAAACAAAACCUUGGACUGAAGAAAAAGUUGUUUUAAAGAAGUCUAAACCAUUUAAGAAAGAAGUCAUCAAGGAAAAAAUAGAAACAGUAGAUUUAAAACCCGCAAAAACAGAUAAGAAAGAUAUACAAAAACCAAGCAUUGACAAAGUCGAUUUGAAACCGGUAACACAAGAAGUUGAUACAACAGUAAGCAGCAUUAGUGAUUAUUAUAAAAAAGAAGAUGUUGCUACAUUAAAAAUAUCUGAGGAAGUUCUCGCGAAAUUAAACAAAAAACCACAGAAACCAGCAGUUACGGUUGCAACUAAAGACGAAGUAAGACCUUGGACAGAAGAAAAAAUUUCAUUGAAACCUUCGAAACCAGUUGAAAAGGAAGAAGAAAAAGAAACUGUUGAAAUAACAAAGGAUAUUAUUGAAGAAGCAGAAAGAAUUGAAUUAGGUACAGUGGAUUACAAAGUAGAAGAAGAUACUAUUUUUUCAGAUAUUUCUAAAAAAGAAAAAGUUCAAGUGGCGAAAAAACCUGAAGUGAUACCUUGGAUUGAACAAAAACGAGAAUUAAAACCAUCAAAGAUUAAAAAGACUGAAAUACCUAGACAAAGUAUUGAAGAAUUUAAAUUGAUACCAACUUCACGAAAAACGAAACCGGAAGAAGAAAAAUCUGAUAAAGUUAAAUUAAAACCCGCCCAAAGGUUUAAAUCCGACGAAAAGAAGCAAGAGGAAGUUAAAUUAAAACCAAUUCCACGAAAAGAGCAAGCAAAAGGAGACCAAAAAGAAGUUACUGAAGAGCAGGUAUUAAUUGAGAAAUUUGUUAAAGAAGACAUUUCAACACAUUUAGAUGUAUCUAAAGCUGAACAAGUUGACAUUAGCACCGACAGACUAGCUCAACCAAAACCAUGGACUGAAGAAAAACUUCAAUUAAAAAAAUCUCGCCUGAUUCAAAAAGAAAUUAUUAAAGAAACUUUGGAUACAGUUGAGCUAAAACCAGUGAAAAAAGAAAUCACUACUAAAGAUAAAAAAAUAGUCAAAGAUACAACGUCUCAAUUUAUCGAACAAGAAGGUACUAAAUUAAUUAAAGUUACAAAAGAUGAAGUUACUGUACAAGAUCAAAAAAUUGAACAAACUAAGUUAGAUAGGAAAAAGGCAACAGAAAUUUCGUAUCAUGAAGUCGAAGAUAUACAAUUAUUAGAGGUUGAUAGAAAAGAGAACAUUACUGAGAAACGAACAACUGAAGAAGUUCCAGUACCUUGGACACGAGGUAAAAAGCCAAAAGAAAUUUUGAAACCUGAACAAGUUAAACCUAAAGAAAAAACAGAAGAUAAGCCUGAAGAGAUGUCUCAAAUACCUUGGAUACGAAGUAAAAAACCACAAGAAAAGAAACUUAAUGAAGUUUUACCACAAGAAAAGACUGAUGAAAAAGAAGAGAUUGCAAAGACUAGUAUUUCUUGGCGUAAACAACAAAAGAAACCUAAAGAAAUAGUGCCAAUUGUCGAACAAGAAGAUAAGACGUUAUUGCAAGUUGAUCAGACUGGAGAAGAAAUAAUUGCUAACAAAGAAGAGGUUGCAGUUCCAUGGAUAAAAGGAAAAGCAACACCUCAAAAGGUAAAACUUGAGGAAUUAAAGCCAGAAGAAAUUGAAUCUGAAGAAGAUAAACCAUCUCAGACAUCUCAAUUACCAUGGAUGCAUAAGAAAGUUAAUAAAGUUGUUAAAAAAGAAGAAGAAUUAACAGAGGACAUUAAAUCAGUAACCUUAAAACCUACUAAAAGAGAUAAAAAACCAGAGAAACUCGAAGAGAAAGAGAAAAUUACUUUAAAACCUGUAAAGAAAAUUCCGAAAGGAGAAAAAGACAAAAUUGAUAUAAAAUUAAAACCGAUACCAGAAAAAGAAUUAAUACCUCAGCAGGUUCAUGAAAUAUCCGAAGAAGAGAAACCAAUAGAAAUUUCUGAAGCUCCUUGGCGACAUACGCAAAAAAAAAAAAUAGACGAAAAAGUUGUAAAAGAAAUUGAGGUUGAAGAUUGUAAAUGUGUAAGUUUGAAACCUACUCAACGUAUUGAGAAACUAAAAAAAUCUGAGGAAAAAAAGGAAAUUACAUUAAAAUCUACUGAACGUCGGCCAAAAGAUGAAACAAUAAUUAAAAAAGUUCAACUUGAACCGAUGUCGAAAGAAACAGCUGUGUUAAUGCCUCAGAAAGUUGAAGAACAAAUUGAUUCUGAAAAACCUGCAGAAAAAUCCGAAGUAUCAUGGCGUCGUAAAACUCAAGUACCAAAAGAAAAAAAGAUUACACGGGAAGAUGGAGAAUUAAAAGCUGUUGAUGAAAUUAAAGGAAUUUCUGGAGUAGAAGUAACUCAGCUAAAACCGGAAAAAGUAGAUGGAAAAAUCGUCAUCAAAGUAGGUGAGGUCGAAGAUUGGAAGUCUAUCAGUUUAAAACCAACAAAAAAAGAUGAUAGAGUUGAAAGAAUAAAUGAAAAAGAAGAGAUUACUUUGAAUUCUUUUAGACAAGGACAAAAGAAACAAGAUAUUACAGAUGAAAUUAAACUCAAGCCGAUUUCUCAUAAAGAAUUGUCUGAAGAAAAAAAAAUAGAGAAAGGUCUUGAACCGGUGCAAGAAGAGGUAAAGCCCGAAGAAAAACCGACAGAAAAAACUGAGCUUCCGUGGAUAAAAAGUGAAAAGAAAAAAAUUGUUCACAAGAAAGAAACUGUUGAUAAAACAUCAGAUGCUCAAAAGAUUCCUAAGACAGAAAUAAUCGAAACCAUGGAAGAAACGAAAGUUUCAAAGAGAAGACCCAAAAAAGUGGAAGAAAAGGAGAAACCAGAAGAAAUCAAAUUGAAACCAGUUCAAAGAAUUAAACCCGAAGAGGAGAAACCAGAAGAAAUUAAAUUGAAACCAGUUCAAAGAAUUAAACCCGAAGAGGAGAAACCAGAAGAAAUCAAAUUGAAACCAGUUCAAAGAAUUAAACCCGAAGAGGAGAAACCAGAAGAAAUUAAAUUGAAACCAGUUCAAAGAAUUAAACCCGAAGAGGAGAAACCAGAAGAAAUCAAAUUGAAACCAAUUCCACGAAAAUUGAAGUCAGAGAAACAGAAACCUGAAAAAGUCGAUUUACAACCUUUAUUUGUUGUUGAAAAAUUAGACAAACCUGAGCAACAAAAAUUUGUGGCUCCGUGGAGACGUGAACAAAAACCAAAGGAAGUCUUAGAAAUAAAGCCGGAAGAAAUAAGAAUAGUUGAAUUACCAGAAGAGGUUGUAACAGUUGAAAGUGAAGUGAUGUGUAUGACAAUUGAUCAAAAAUCAAAGAAAUCGAAAAAAGCAGUAGAAUUCAAAGAAGAAGUUGAAAUUGUUGCUAUAGACCAAGAGAAAGUUGUUCAUGAAGAGAAAAAGAUAGAGGAAAUCUCUGAAAUCAUUAAACCACAAGAAAUUACGGAUCAAGUUGAUGAGAUUAAAGAAGUUACUGAAAUAUCUUGGAGAAAAAAGAAAUCUUUACCUCAGAAAUCUAAAGAGUUAUCGGUAAACGUCGCGAAAAUUGAAGAAAAAGAGGAAGAAAAUGAGGUUAUUACCUUUAAUCGUGGAAAGAAAAUAAUAAAGUUAGACGAAGAAAUACCUGAAAAAAUAGUACUUAAGCCUGUCAAACAUGAGAAAAUUCCAGAAGAAAAACCAAUUGAAGAAUUACACUUGAAAGAUAUACCACAAAAAGAAAUGCCUAAAGAAAAAUGUGUACCUGUUGAAGUUAAACCUAUAUCAGAAAAGCCUGCAGAAAUCAUUAAAAAGUCUACAGAAGAUAUUACAAUAAUUAAGAAAAAGAAAACAAUGACAAUCGGUGAACCAAUAAUUAAGGAGAAAGAUAUAGCACCAAGAUUUAUUCAAAAACUUCAGCCAGUUAUAGUUGAGCCUAAAAAGUCUGCUAAAUUUACUUGCACUGUUGUUGGUACUCCUACACCUGCUAUUACAUGGUACAAAAAUGAGCAAGAACUCCAUGCAACUGAAAGAUAUGUUAUGACAGUCGUUGAAACAACUGCAUCAUUAGAAAUUGUUCAAGCAACUGAAGAAGAUGCUGGAAUGUAUACAUGUCGAGCUUCCAAUCGAGCUGGCAAUGCUUUCUCUACUGUAAACCUUAUUAUUUUCGAAAAAGAAGAAGAAGGCAUUGCUCCGCAUUUUAUCACACCGAUAAAGCCGUUGGUAGUUCAAGAACAUCAGCCAGCAAAAUUAAAGUGCAUUAUAACUGGUACACCAGCACCAGAGGUCAAGUGGUACAGAGGAGAGAGAGAAAUAAAACCACAAAAAGGAGUAGAAUUUACAUUCAAACCGGAAACCGGUGAAGCAAAAUUAACUAUUUUAGAACCUACACCUCAAGAUGAAGUAAUUUAUAGAGUUCAAGCGGUUAAUAAAUUUGGAAGAGCUGAAUGUCGGGCAAAUCUAAUUAUCAGCAAUGUUCCUAUUAUCUCUAAACCCCAAGUUCUUCAUGCUCCAAAAAUCACUAAACCUGUAGCAGCUAUAAUAGCUUAUAAAGGAAAAGAAUUUAGUCUCACUUCUGAAUAUGAAAGUACACCUAAACCCGAAGUUAAAUGGUUUAGAAAUGGUGUAGAAAUAACUCCAGCUGACAAUAAAGUAAUAAAAAUCUAUGAAAAUACAGCAGAAUUAACAGUUUCUGAUAUCACAAAAAAAGAUUCUGGAAAAUAUGAAAUUAGAGUUAAAAAUCCUGCUGGGGAGGUAAGGAGUUCAGGUUCAGUGACUGUAAAGGAACGUGAAGAAGUUGUUGAAGAAACUGAAGAGCAAAUAAAAGCCCCAAGAUUUAUAGAACCAAUAAGACCUCAGAUUGUAAACAUCGGAGAGGUUGUCAUUAUGGAGGCUACAAUAGAUUCUUAUCCUGCUGCUUCAUUCCAGUGGUUUUUUGAAAGCAAACCUUUGGAAAUUUCACCUGCAUUCAGAAUUGUUACAAAAGUAAAUCGAUCAGUAUUACUAAUAAAAGAAAUGAAACCGGAAAAUGCUGGUAGCUAUACUUGUAGAGCAGAGAAUGUUAUGGGUUCUAUUACUUGUACUGCUAGUAUAAACAUUUUGGAAACUACUUGGGAAGAAUCUACUGAAUUGGUUUCACCGACUUUUGUUAAGAAAUUAUCUCCAUUACGAGUAAUGGAUGGAGAAAGUGUAGACUUAACUUGUAUUUGUAAAGGUAAACCUACACCAAAGAUACAGUGGUUCCAUGAUGAAAAACCAAUCAAAGAAGGAAAAGAAAUAACAAUAUUCCAAGACUCCGAAGGUGUUUGUAGUCUUGCUAUUAACGAAGUUUUUCCUGAAGACGCUGGUGAAUAUACUUGUCGGGCUGUUAAUCCAGUUGGAGAGGCUGUCUGUACUACAUCACUUAUUGUUGAAGCUUAUGAAUAUGUUCCGGAUUCGGAAAUCGCUUCUUCAGCUAUUGCUACUUCACUAACUGGACAGAGUGGUUCCGAAGAAGAUCUUCUGUCUCCAAAAGAGAUACAACUUUCUGAUACUGACACUGAAGAGUUCGCUCCAAAGAUUGUUAAAUCACUUCCUCAACUGAUACCUACUAAAGACGGUGAACUAACUCGAUUGGAAGUCAAAGUGAAAGGGAAACCUAAGCCACAAGGAAAGUGGUAUAAACAAGGAAUUGAAAUCGUACCUUCACAAGAAUUCCAAAUAGAAGAGUUUGAAGAUGGAACUUCAGUCUUAACUAUAUCAGAAACUUAUCCGGAUGAUACUGGUGAAAUCAUUUUUGAAGCACAUAAUUCUUUAGGUGUUUCUACUACGACUACGUAUUUGUCAGUAGAAGGAAUUCUUGGAACAAAAGAGUACAGAAAACCAGAAUGGGUUACGCAUAUGGAAGAAAUGCAAGAAGCUUUGCGAGCAUCUCAACAAAUUCCACGGUUUAUUAAAGAACUCACUGAUAUAUAUGUUAAUGCUGGUCAGAAAGUAGUAUUUGAAGCGAUAUAUUCAGGAAAUCCUGCACCGAUUGUCGUUUGGUUUAAAAAUGAUAAAAUGGUGGCAAGUUCCGCUAAUGUUAAAAUAAGCCUUGAUGAAGAUAAAAAGAAAACAAUUUUAAUAAUUUUAAGAGCAUCACCUCAAGAUGAAGGAUUUUAUGUCUGUAAAGCUACAAGUGAUAUUGGAUUAGCAGUUACAAAAGCAAAAUUACGAGUCUCUGGUAUUUUAGAGGAAGCUCUAGAUGAUUGGCAAGUAGAACAGCCUGAAGAAAUACCGGAAGAAAAACCAAAAAAGAAAAAGAAACCAGAAACGAAAAAGGCCAAAGAAACAAAGGAAAAAAUAAAAGCUCUGAAAGUGAAAGUUGAAAAGAGAAAAGAAGCUCUUAAAGAAAAGGCUAUACCAAGUGAACAGUCUGAAGAAAAAAGCAUUGUAGAUGUUGAAGAAACACAAAUAUUGGAAACUACUGAAACUAUUAAACCUGAACAAUAUGAAGAAACAAAAGCUCAUCGUGUGAUUCUAAUUAAAGAACCAGUUAUAACUGAAGCGACAGCUUUAUUGAAGAAAGUAGAUCAGAAGACUCAGAAGAUUCAACCUAAACCCGAUGAUCGAGCUCGACCAAUUGUUGAGGAAGCAGAGGCAUUAGUUGUUUCAUCGGAAUUGGUUACUGAAGAUACUGUUACCGAUUUCAAAGUCGAGUCUACCUUUGAUCGAGCUCAAGUUACAUCUGAAACUUUUGAAACGGUUUCAGUAUCUGAAGUACAUACAGAAUCUAGUAUUCAAGAGCUAAAAAAAAUUGAUACGAAGACUAAAAGAGCUAAAAAGACCGUAGUGACGGCUGAAGAAGGUGUUAUUGAAGUUAAACAAGCACAAGUUGAAGAAUAUCUUGAAGAAAAACCAAAGAAAAAGAAGAAGGAAAGGAGACGUGAUAUCGUUGAGGUGACAGUUGAAGAGUAUAAGGAAACUUUACACCGAGCAGUUGAGGAAGUAAUGGAACUUGUUAAUGCAAAAGAAUUUGGUCCUGGGGAAUCCCCAUUGCGAGAAUUGGCAACUAUUGGAUUUUUAGUUCGUCAAGGAGUUCCUGUUAGUGAAAUUAAUGAAAGUUUGUAUAGAACUGAUCAAUUUCCUGCUUUAAGAACUCCAGAUGCGCAAAAUGCUUUAGUACAAUUAGUAGAAAGAAAAGGUCAUGGAGCCCUAAUUACUCAAGUACUCACUGAGGAAACAACAACUGAUGAAGCUUUCGUUGCUGCUACUGUUGGCUUCCGAGCGUUUAUGAGGAUGAUUGAACUUCAACAUACUACAGUUGAAGAAGUGAUUACACAUUUUGCACCAGAAGAUUUCCGACCAAGAGCUUGGGAAGUAACAGAAAUUACAGAGGCUGACGCGGAAGAACACGUUCUAGAAAGAGUAUCCGUUGUCCAAACUACUGAGGUCCGCGUAAUGGAGAGGCGUGAGGAGAAAAAAUCGAUUCUGAAGCAAGAUGUUCGCGAAAUUAAAGAAUACGAGGACACUCGGAAAGAACACGUUACACUGCAUAAAGAAAUAAAACCAGAAGAAUACGGGCCUCGUGUCAUUGAGGAUGUUGCGGAUAGGGAAAAACAGGAAAUUGAGGAAGAAAUAAUUGUUGUUGAAAGGGAUGAUAAGGGUAAAUUAAUUCAGAAAAACAUUCCGGAAGUAAAGAAAACAGAUGAAAAAGUAGCGAUAGUUGAAGAAGAAAUAAUUACAACAAAACGAACCUUUAAACCCAACAAGGAAAAAGAAAUUGAGAUAGAAAUUGAGGAGGAGGAGGAAGAAGAAGAAAUAAUUAAAGAAGGUGAAGAAAAACGUAACAAGAAAAUAAUUAAAGCAAGAAGAUCAAAGAAAGGUGUUGAUGAAAUCGAAUUUGAAGAAGUGGAAGAUUUGGAAACAAUUCAAGAUAAAGCAGUAAUGUCAAUACCAGUCAAUAUUUCUACUCAAAGUCAUGAAGUUGUUCCGAUAACAAGAACUGUUGAUCAAGCACCAGGAAAACCUGAAAUAGAGUCUGCUAAGUUGGCUUUGGACACUGUAAAUGCGUUAAUUGGAGCAUAUAUUCCAGUGCAAGAAAGUGAAAAUAACAUUGAUAAGUUUAAACCUGAAGAAAGAAAAGCUUCUCUGUCUAUUUCCCCUGUUGAACCUUAUUUAAUUACUGAAACAACUGUUCAAGGUUCACACGGAGAAUUAAAAGGUACUUUCAAACCUACUACAUAUGAAGCUAAAUCUGGAGUAGUGACAAAACCACAAGAAUGUCUUCAAAUCACAGAAACUCAUCCAAGUGAUGCUAAACUUACAGAAUUAAUAUUAAAACAUGCAUUAGCUACUCAAAAAGCAGAAAUGAGUGUAACUGUUCAAGAAGCGCCAACUAUCAUCGAGACUACAAUUAAUCAAAGUGAACUUCCAAUUGAAAAUUUUAUUACUCCCGCAACUGUUAAAGCUGAAAAUUCUGUUUUGCCAAAAGUUAGUUUAUCAAUAUAUGAAGUCAAUGAAGGAUAUACAGAAGAUAAUUUGAUAUCGCCAAAAACUAUUUCAGCAAAACCCAAAAUUAACAUUAGCCCUAUGGAGCCAUUAACUGUUGAACAAGUACAGACAGAAGAUAAACCAGGUAAAUAUUAUCCUGAACUAAUUGUGCCAACAGAAAUAGCAACAACCACUGUGAUAGCACAAAAACUUCUUGUUACUGAAGAGGUUUAUGCAACAGAAAAAGAAGGAGAAUACAUUCUUGGUAAACUUCCUAUAACACAAAAAGCUCAAGUAGGCGUUUCAGAAGGUGGCGAAGCUCUUAUAGUUGGAGAACAACCCAUUCAAGAAAUGGAAAGUGUCUUUAUUCCUGAGAAAAAAUUAGAUGGAUUUGAAGCUGAAACAAAUGUGAAUGUUUUGGAGAGCAUUACUGUUUCUACUAUAGAUGCUCAACAUCAAGAAGUCAGUUUAAUUAUCGAAGAAGCUAAAAAAGCUCAAGCUGAUUUCAAUGUUAUUGAAAAGACUUCUAUAUUUACUUUAGAAACAAUUACUUCAGAGUCAGAAUCUGAAUAUAAACCUGAUGAAAAACCUGUAGGGAAAAUUGCUGAUAGUUCUAUUCUUUCUCUUGAAAUUGGAAGUACAUCAAAUACAAUUGUUCAAGAAUCUGAAGGUGUUUACAGUGAACAAAUAAAACCUAAUUCUGCAAUUGCUGAAACAACCCUUAGAUCUGAAGAACACGUAAUGGUUUCUCAAAUAGAGACAGCAGAUGUACCUUCGAAAUUUACUGAUGACUUAAAAUAUGUUACAGAAAGGGGAACCGUUUCAGUUCAAUUAAUAGAAGCUAAAAUGGUACAUGAAACAUUCACUCAUGAUCGAGAAGAUAAAUUCAAUGAAUUAACAAAACCUGAAGAAAAAAUGGUUGAUUUUACUUUUGAUGCUAUAAAAGGUAUUCAAGUUUAUCAAACUACCUCGAUAGAUAAAGAAGGUAGUUUUCAAAUCUAUGAAAUGCCAGAAAGCCAUCGAGGAAAAAUUGUACCAACUCAUUCAAUAACUUCUGCUCAAGUCGAAGAAACCCAAUCUGAAGAUACUCUUGGACGUGUUAAAGAUUUAAUCCUGCAAACUGAAAAAGCCAGAAUCGAGCAUGAGAACUUAACUGAAACUAUCGUGGAUGUAACAGUUCUCGCAGAAGGCCUUAAGCCUGUAGAAAAAGAUAACAUACCAAAAUCUAAGUUUGCUCAAAUUGGAUUAAAUGAAAUAGAAAGUGUAAAAACGACUGAAAUUAUUGCGAAUGAAGCAGAAGAAGAAUUUAAAGAAGUACCUAAAUUUGAAACGUUUACAGCAACAACAGGACUUACAACACAAUCAGCUAUCGAAUUUCAAGAAAUCAGAACUGAAUCACCGACAGGAGAAUUCACUGAACAAACUCGAACUAGUGAAAGAGCUCAACCAUCAACUAUUCCUUUAGAAUCUAUUGCCAUUAAUGUUCAAGAAUUUGUAGAAAAAGAAGGAUCUUAUCAGAAAGAUAUUAAACCUGAUAGUAAAAUAGCAAAUAUUGAUUUAACUGAAACAAGACCUGGUGCAACUGUUCUUGAAAUUAUUAUUCACGAUACUGAAAAUGUAUAUCAUCCGGAACAAAAACCACAAGAUUUUGUGGCAACGAGUUCAGUUGAUAGUCGAACAAUUGCUACAAAAUCAGAAGUUUUAAUUGAACAAAGUGCUGGUAAAAUACUUGAAGAUAAGCCAACGACUGUAAAAGCAUUUGGAACUCAAGAAGCAUUUAACGAAUUAAUUAUUGUUGAAACAAACAUUGAUGAGACCGAAAAACCCAGACCUAAAGAAAUUACACCAUUGCAACAAAAAGCUCAAGUUGACGUGACAACAACAGAAAAUAUUUCUGUUAUAGAAGUUAUAGUAGUUGAUAAAGAAGAAAUUCUAAAAGCUCAAGAAGAAACAGAGAAAAAGAAAAUUAUGAUGAAUUUAACAUCAACUCAUACAGUUGCCCAAACUGAAGAAACAAUUAUAGCUAAUAAUAUUGAUUUAUUUUCUCAAAAAAAACCUAAAUCUGAAAGUGCAGUUUUACAUCAAAGUGGAUUAGAAAUUGCACAACAAACUGAAUUAACAGUCUCAGAAAAAGAAGCCAUACUUUCACAAGAUGUUACACCAGAAUUUAAAAAAAUUGAUGUUAGUUUUACAGAAGGUGAAGGUGUUCAAAUAUAUCUUAUUCAUCCUGAAGAUAAAGAGGGUGAUUUAAAAGAUAAAAUGAAGCCUAAAUCUGUUGAAGCAUCAGUAGAUUUUGAAGUUCAAAGUGUAGCAUCUAAAUAUGAAAUUUUAAGUGAUACAGGCAUAGGAGAAUUUACUCCUCAAGUUGUAGAAGAUGUAAAACCACGAACAAUUUUGAUGCCAUUUGAAACUGCAGUUGCAGAAGAAGUUCAAACACGAGAAACUGAAGUACCAUUUACUGAUAUAAAACCAGGCAAUAGAAUAGCAGAUAUGAUAUUUGAAAUCGGAGAAGGUGUAGUUGUAUCUUCAGUAGAAACUGGAGACAAAGAAAAACCCCUUGCAGAGAAUGAAAAACCAGAAAGUAAAUUGGCAAUUUGUUAUUUUACAUCUCAUCCAGUUGCGGAAGCAACUGAAAUGAUUCUUCAAGAUGGCAUUGGUAAUUUGAAGUCUGAAGUAGUACAACCAGCAACUGCAUCAAUCGAUCAUAUUGUUCACAAAAGUAUAACAACAACAGAAACUUCUACAGGUGAUCGAGUAGGAUUCAUAGACUCAUUUAUAAAACCCGAAGAGAAAAAAGUUGAUAUAGCAUUUGAAGAUACUCAAGUUGGUUUGAGUAUUACUGAAACUGUUACUUCGGAUCGAGAGAAAGAGUACGUCACAGAAGAAUAUAUUGAAAAACAAAAAGCUACUUUCAAUUUAGAUGCUCAUAAAGUAGCUGAACGUACUGAAAUUACAACUGCUUCAGGAAUCGAUGAAUUUAAGAAAGUUUGUCCAACAUCAGUAAUAGCUAAAGAAAAACAACUUUCAUUUGAAGGAGUUAUCCAAACAGAAAUAUUAGUAUCAGAGAAAGAAAAUGAAUUAAUUGAAAAGCCAACAAUUGCAGUAAAUAAAGCAGAAAUAACUAUAGGUGACCAAGGACACGUAACGAGUAUUUCUGAAGUAAUGGUAGCAGAUAGUGAAGAUUCACUAAAUUUAUCUGAAAAAUCAACAGAAAGAAAGGCUUUAGUAAAUAUUACUAGUCACACAGUUGCAGAGAAAAUAGAAACUAUAACAGAUACAAGUACUGGAAUACUAGAAGAACUAAAACCAGUUUAUGCAACUGCUAUGCUUUCUCAGCUUCCUUUAGAACCUAUCAUAAACACUGAAACUCAAUUAUCUGAGUUGGAAGGAAUACUCAGCAAAGAUAAAAAACCCACAACAGCUUUAGCUGAUUUAUCUGUGGUUGAAGGUUCAGGAUUAGAAGUUACAAUAACCACAACCGAGAAUAAAGAAGGAAUAUUCAAACCUAAAGAACUUCCUGAUACUCAAAUUGCGGACCGAGCAUUAACUGAAAGUCAUUUAGUAGCGCAAACUACUGAACAUAUUGUUGAUUUUAGUACUAAUGAUUUGAUUCGAGAAAAGAUAGAAACGUCUACAGCUAUUAUUGAUCAAAUGCUUGUAAAUUCACUAAUUAGUUCUCAAAUUAUUCCAGGCGAGACAGAAAAUCAAAUUAUUUCUGAUAUUAAACCUGACGAUCAUACAGCUACAAUUGAUGUGGAAGUUGGAAAAAGUAUUGCUACGAUCUCUCAAGUAAUAUCUGGAGAUAAAGAAAUGAUUCGUCUACCUGAAAUUUCACCUUCUAAAAAAUUAGCAUCUAUAGGUAUAGAUGCAGUCCAUGAAAUUGCUGAAGUUUCUAUGACUAAUGUUGAUUUUGCUCUUGGAGAUAUUAAGAAAGUACAAAUGAAUGAAGUAAAAGCUACUCCAAGCCAAGAAAUGUUUAGAAGUCUUUUGAUAUCUGAAGAAAUUGCUCAUGAUAAAGAAAAAGAUUUUGAUAAAAACUUUCUAGCUGAUAUUAAGAAAUUUGAUAUUACUAUUGAAGAAGAAAAACAAGUGACUACUAUAACAGAAGUUACAACUGGUGCAAAAGAAGAUGUUCUUGAGCAAUCUAUUAAACCGGAAAUGAAAUCAGCAAUUUCAACAUUAACAUCCGGUCACGAAGUUGCAGAGCAAUGUGAAAUCAUACCCGAGUUAUUUGCCGGCGAAGUAGAGGUUUUAUCAACAACAACAGCUAUUGCAAAAAUUAGUCAAAGACCUUACGAAACAGUAGGGUUAACAGCAGAGUUUUUGGCUGAACGAGAAGCUGAAAUAAAUGAUACAAAAAUGACAAAAUCCAUCGCUAAAGUAUCUCUUAACGAACAAAGUUCUGUUAUUAUUGAGACCACAAUAACUCAAGAUCUAGAGAGUGAAUUUUCUACUCCUAAAAAACCUAAAGAAGUUAUGGCGUCCUCAGCGAUUGAAACUAAAGAAGUAGUAGAACAAAGCGAAAUUACUCCUAGAGAAAAUAUUGAAGAGCUUAAAGUAUUAAAACCAACAUCAGCAGAAGCUAAAAAAUUACAAAAUAUUUUGGAAAGUGUAAAUGUCACUCAGGCAAUACCUGAAGAACUCGGUUUUGAAUUUAGUGAUAAGUUUAAACCCGAUCAAAAAAAUGCUGCUAUUUCAUUUGUUGAAGGAAAGAGUUUGACUAUUGAUGAAGUUAUAAUCCAAGACAAAGAAGAAGAUAUUACAGUAAGUAAAUAUAUUGAAGAAAUUGCCGGGGUAAAACUAACACAAAUAAGUCAAGAUGUUGCACAAACAACAGAAAUCAUCGCUAAUCAAAGUACAGGUGUAAUUUUGCCAUUUGAAAUUGAUCAGAAAACAGCCCAUACUAAGCAAGACACUUUAGAACCGAUGAUUGUCGAGGAAACUUCAACUAGAGAAACUGAAGGUACUUUUGUGAAUUACCUCAAAUCUAUUUUCAGUAAAGUUUUACCAACAUUUGAAGAAGACCAUAGUGUUUCUGUAACUGAAGUAACAUCUGGGGAAAAAGAAGAUAUUUUAGAAGAACAAAAAGUUAUUGAGUCUAGAACAGCGGAGAAAACAAUCAUUCCCCAGCACGGAAGCAUUUUAACAACGGUUACAGACUCACGAGUUGAUAUUAAAACUGAAGUGGAAACAGAAAAAAAAAUUCUGCAAAGUGCUGUACCAAUACAAGAUACAUUCGAAAGUAUAAUAGUCGCAGAAAAUAUAAUAGAAGAAAGUGAAAAUAUAUUUGAUAGAAAGUUUAAACCAAUAAUGAAAAAAGCCCAAGUAGAAAUUCAAGAAAUAAAACCUUUGCAUAUAUCCGAAACGAUGACUGAAUGUAGAGAGGAAACGUUUAUCGAAGUUCCUAAAAUUCAAGGAGUUCAAGCCAGCCCUGGAUUUAAUGUUUAUGAAGCAGCAGAAAAAUCCGAAAUUGAGACUAUUCAUAAUAUAAAUGAGUUAAAAAAUGAACGGACAGUGGAGUCGCAAGCAAUUCUAACUCAAAUGACAGUAGAAUCAUUAAUAGAAACGGAGAUAACGGUUGAUGAAAAAGAAGAUACUUUUCGAGAUCGGUUGAAACCUGAAAAACAAAAAGGAAAAACAAAAAUUGAAGGUCUAAGUACGGUUACAGUAACUGAAAUAAUUUCUGAUGAAAUUGAAGACAAGUUGGUUAUUGCAGAUAGACCAAAUGAUCACAAAGCAUUAACAAAUAUUUCUGAAAGAGAGGCUGCCGAAGUAACCGAAGUUGAAACUAUUCUAGGAGCUGAAGAAUUCAAAGAAUUUAAAAGACCGCGAGAAGUAAGAGGUAAACCACAGGUAGACACUUUGAUUUCAGUUAUUGUUAGUCAAACGGAAUCAAAUGAAACUGAAGAAAUUCUCCCGAAGCUUGAAGUACCGGUACAAAAAGGAGCUGUACCUGAUCUAGAUGCACGAGAAAUAGCUGAAAUAUCGGAAAUUGAAAUGAUUUUAUCAGUUGGAGAUUUCGUUAAGAUGAAAACACCAGAAAUACAAAAAGGUAGACCUGAUGUAGAGGAAUUCGUGCCAUUGAUGAUUUCUCAGAUUCUGACACACGAAACAGAAGAAGAAAUAACAUUUGCCGUGAAACCAGGAAUAAAAACAGCGCAAACAAGCCUUCAGAGUCAUGAAGUUGCAGAAACAUCAGAAAUAGAAACGUUGUAUAAUGCAGAAAAAUUACUUAAAGAUACAAUUCCUGAAGAAAAAAAGGGUACAAUAAACAUUAAUGAGAUGACUUCUGUCAUUGUAUCUCAAACAGUUUCUAGUGAAACUGAAAACACACUUCCAAGUCAAGAACAACCUAAAACAAAGACAGUUCAAAUGGAUAUAACAGGACAUGAUAUUGCAGAAACCUCACAGGUACUAGCAUUAUCGAGUUUUAAUGAAUUUUCAGCGGAAAAACCUGAUAAACAAAAAGGAAAACCAGCUGUCGAAGAACAAACAUCUCUCUUUGUAUCACAAACUUUGUCUAAUGAAUCUGAAACAGAAUUGCAAAAACUAGAUACACCCAAACUCAUGAGAGCAGAAAAAAGCUUAUUAGGACGAGAAAUAGCAGAGUUAUCAGAAGUAGAAACUCUGCACAGUAUUCAAGCAUUAGUUGGUGAACAGAUUCCUGACGAAAAAAAGGGUGUAAUUACUAUAGACGAAAUGGCACCUGUGAUUGUAUCUUAUACGGUGUCUGGAGAAAGUGAACAAACACUUCCAGAUUCAGAAAAACCAAGUAUAAAAAAGGCUCAGUCAGAAAUCACUAGUAGAAAUAUUGCUGAGACAACUCAAGUACUGCCUUUAAUAAGCUUCAAUGAAUUUAUUGAUUCUAAACCAGAAAGUUUUCAGGGAAAAUCUUUAGUUGAAGAAUUCACAUCGGUUAUAGUAUCACAAAUUGUAUCUAACGAAAUUGAAGAAGAAUUACUAAGUUCAGAGGUACCGUGGCUGAGGAAAGCAGACCAAAGCUUAUUAGGAAGAGAAAUAGCUGAAAAAUCAGAGACAGAAACAUUAUGUACCACUCUAAACUUAGAUGAGCAACAAUUACCUGACACAAAAAAAGGAACGAUUAUUUUAGAUGAAAAUAAAUCUAUUAUAGUAUCUCAGACAAUUUCCGAUGAACAUGAAGAAAUUUUUAAAGGUCAAGAAAAGCUGAACACAAAAUUAGCCCACUCAGAUAUUCUUGGAAGAGACGUUGCCGAGGUUACCGAAACACUUACCUUAACAAAUUUUGAUGAAUUUAUUGAUAAGAAACUUGAAAAACAUACGGGGAAAUAUGGUGUCGAAGCCUGCACUUCAGUAGAAAUAUCGCAAGUCUUUUCUAAUGAAAUUGAAAAAGAUUUACCGAGUUCUGAAGCACCUAAGAAAACGACAGCUGAACUAAGCUUGUUCGGCAGAGAAAUAGCACAAAAAACGGAAAUUGAAACAUUUUUGUGUACUCAAACAUUAGAUACAGAUGUUAUACCAGAAGAAAAGAAGGGAAUCAUUACGAUUGAUGAAGUAUCAUCAGUUGCCGUAUUUCAAACUAUAUCAGGUGAAGUCGAGGAGCGCCUAUCACGUACGCAACAACCCAGCACUAGAACUCUUGAAGCCAAAAUAUCUGGACAUAAAGUUGCUGAAACCUCGCAAAUUUUAACGAUGGCAAGCUAUAAUGAACUAUUGAAAGAAACACCGAUUCAACAAAAAGGACAACCCGCUAUUGAAGAAUUAACAUCAAUAGCAGUAUCACAAAUUAUUUCUAAUGAAGUUGAAGAAAAAUUAGCUACUAUUGAAAUGCCAGAACGAAAAGUAGCUGGAACAAGCCUUCAGAGUCAUGAAGUUGCAGAAACAUCAGAAAUAGAAACGUUGUAUAAUGCAGAAAAAUUACUUAAAGAUACAAUUCCUGAAGAAAAAAAAGGUACAAUAAACAUUAAUGAGAUGACUUCUGUCAUUGUAUCUCAAACAGUUUCUAGUGAAACUGAAAACACACUUCCAAGUCAAGAACAACCUAAAACAAAGACAGUUCAAAUGGAUAUAACAGGACAUGAUAUUGCAGAAACCUCACAGGUACUAGCAUUAUCGAGUUUUAAUGAAUUUUCAGCGGAAAAACCUGAUAAACAAAAAGGAAAACCAGCUGUCGAAGAACAAACAUCUCUCUUUGUAUCACAAACUUUGUCUAAUGAAUCUGAAACAGAAUUGCAAAAACUAGAUACACCCAAACUCAUGAGAGCAGAAAAAAGCUUAUUAGGACGAGAAAUAGCAGAGUUAUCAGAAGUAGAAACUCUGCACAGUAUUCAAGCAUUAGUUGGUGAACAGAUUCCUGACGAAAAAAAGGGUGUAAUUACUAUAGACGAAAUGGCACCUGUGAUUGUAUCUUAUACGGUGUCUGGAGAAAGUGAACAAACACUUCCAGAUUCAGAAAAACCAAGUAUAAAAAAGGCUCAGUCAGAAAUCACUAGUAGAAAUAUUGCUGAGACAACUCAAGUACUGCCUUUAAUAAGCUUCAAUGAAUUUAUUGAUUCUAAACCGAUAGAACAAACAGGAACUUUUAAAAUCGAUGAAUUAACUUCUACAACAGUCACUCAAGUUCUUGUGAGUGAAAAAGAAAUAGAAAUACCACUUUUAGAAAAUCCAUCGACGAAAACCGCACUAUUUGAUAUCACUAGUCAUGGAAUUAUAGAGACAACGCAAACUAUGACACUAUCAACCACUGGUGAAUUUAUCGCGGACACAUUGCCCGAAGUAAAAAAAGGAAUAGAAAAACUUGACGAAAUGAGUUCACUAAUAGUAUCACAAACAAUUUCUAAUGAAGAUACACAUCAACUUCCGUCUGCAACAGCACCAAUAAGUGGAACAGCAGAAAGUGAAAUUUUGGGUCACGAUGUUGCAGAAACAAUGCAAGUAACAGCACUCAAUAAUAUUAAAACAUUCGAGAAAGAAAUCAUGGAGACACAGAAAAGUACAACUACGUUUGAAGUAUUGAAACCAUUGGUAAUAUCGCAUGUUCUUUCGAAUGAAAUGGAAAACGAAAUAUGGAACAUUGAUAGACCAGAAGAAAAAACAGCGAGACAAAAGAUCACAAGUCAUGAAAUUGCGGAAAAAUCACAAGUAAUAACAUUGUCCAGUACUGAAGACUUAAUGGAAAUUCAAGCGCCAGAAACAAGAAAAGGCAAGCGGGUAAUCCAAGAAAUAACACCAUUAAUGAUUUCGCAAACUAUCUCAACAGAACGCGAGACAUUUCUGCCAGAGAUGGAGAAACGAUCUCCUAGAACUGCAAAGCCGAGUGUUCUAGGACAAGACGUCGCGGAAAAAACACAAAUAAUAACAUUAUCAGAAUCACAAGAAUUACAAUUACCAACAUAUGAAGAAAAAAGAGGAAAACUUGGAAUAGAAGAAUUGUCGUCAGUUAUUGUAUGUCAGGUAACAUCGAACGAAACUGAAGACAAAUUACAUACCCUUCAGCAACCUGAAAACAAAAGAGUGAAAUCCAAAGUGAUAGAGCUUGAUACAGGCAGAUCCGUAAACGUUACAACAGAACACAGUAUUAAACACAGCACCGCUAAGGAAGACAGAACUCAACAGAAGGAACAACAACCAGCGGAACAUAGUGAAACACCAAAAAAGAUCACCAACGACAGUAAAAUACCAAUUACACAUGCGACAACAAACAACAAUGACAUAAUCACACAACAACACACAAAUUCAAUUAAGGAAACAUCCAAACCAAGAUUAGUCAAACACAAAGGAGAAGAGAUAAGAGAACUUCAAGACGCUGAAGAGCAAACAGUUGAAGAAGAUGGCAAAGAACCGGUCGCUACAACUGUUGAAAGACCUGAAGAAAUAACAAUAACUGAUGAAACUACUGAUGACCUUCCAGCUGUUGAAAUGGUCACUCCUACCGAAAAUGUCGAGGUACGAGAACUCGUAUCAGUUACUCACGAAACAACUAAAACAGGCAAGCCUAGGAAAGUCACCAAGAAAAAGAUUGUACGUAAGAAGGGUGACCAAGUGCAAGUAACUGAAGAGCAGACAGUUGAGGAAGAUGGCAAAGAACCGGUUACCACAACUGUUGAGAGACCUGAAGAAGUGACCAUAACUGAUGAAACUACUGAUGGCCUUCCAGCUGUUGAAAUGGUCACUCUUGCCGAAAAUGUCGAGGUCCAAGAACUAGUAACAGUUACUCACGAAACAACAACAACUGGCAAGCCUAGAAAAGUCACCAAGAAAAAGAUUGUACGUAAGAAGGGUGACAAAGUGCAGGUAACUGAAGAGCAGACAGUUGAGGAAGAUGGCAAAGAGCCGGUUACCACGACUGUUGAGAGACCUGAAGAAGUGACCAUAACUGAUGAAACUACUGAUGACCUUCCAGCUGUUAAAAUGGUCACUCCUACCGAAAAUGUCGAGGUCCAAGAACUAGUAACAGUUACUCACGAAACAACUAAAACAGGCAAGCCUAGAAAAGUCACCAAGAAAAAGAUUGUACGUAAGAAGGGUGACCAAGUGCAAGUAACUGAAGAGCAAACAGUUGAGGAAGAUGGCAAAGAGCCAGUCACUACAACUGUUGAUAGACCUGAAGAAGUGACCAUAACUGAUGAAACUACUGAUGACCUUCCAGCUGUUAAAAUGGUCACUCCUACCGAAAAUGUCGAGGUCCAAGAACUAGUAACAGUUACUCACGAAACAACUAAAACAGGCAAGCCUAGGAAAGUCACCAAGAAAAAGAUUGUACGUAAGAAGGGUGACCAACUGCAAGUAACUGAAGAGCAAACAGUUGAGGAAGAUGGCAAAGAGCCAGUCACUACAACUGUUGAGAGACCUGAAGAAGUGACCAUAACUGAUGAAACUACUGAUGACCUUCCAGCUGUUAAAAUGGUCACUCCUACCGAGAAUGUCGAGGUCCAAGAACUAGUAACAGUUACUCACGAAACAACUAAAACAGGCAAGCCUAGGAAAGUCACCAAGAAAAAGAUUGUACGUAAGAAGGGUGACCAACUGCAAGUAACUGAAGAGCAAACAGUUGAGGAAGAUGGCAAAGAGCCAGUCACUACAACUGUUGAUAGACCUGAAGAAGUGACCAUAACUGAUGAAACUACUGAUGACCUUCCAGCUGUUGAAAUGGUCACUCCUACCGAGAAUGUCGAGGUCCAAGAACUAGUAACAGUUACUCACGAAACAACUAAAACAGGCAAGCCUAGGAAAGUCACCAAGAAAAAGAUUGUACGUAAGAAGGGUGACCAAGUGCAAGUAACUGAAGAGCAAACAGUUGAGGAAGAUGGCAAAGAGCCAGUCACUACAACUGUUGAUAGACCUGAAGAAGUGACCAUAACUGAUGAAACUACUGAUGACCUUCCAGCUGUUAAAAUGGUCACUCCUACCGAAAAUGUCGAGGUUCAAGAACUAGUAACAGUUACGCACGAAACAACAAAAACAGGCAAGCCUAAAAGAGUCACUAAGAAAAAGAUUGUACGCAAAAAAGGUGACAAAGUGCAGGUAACUGAAGAGCAGACAGUUGAGGAAGAUGGCAAAGAACCGGUUACCACAACUGUUGUUAUACCUGAAGAAGUAACAAUAACUGAUGAAACUACUGAUGACCUUCCAGCUGUUAAAAUGGUCACUCCUACCGAAAAUGUCGAGGUCCAAGAACUAGUAUCAGUUACUCACGAAACAACAAAAACAGGCAAGCCUAGGAAAGUCACCAAGAAAAAGAUUGUACGCAAAAAAGGUGACAAAGUGCAAGUAACUGAAGAGCAAACAGUUGAGGAAGAUGGCAAAGAGCCAGUCACUACAACUGUUGAUAGACCUGAAGAAGUGACCAUAACUGAUGAAACUACUGAUGACCUUCCAGCUGUUAAAAUGGUCACUCCUACCGAAAAUGUCGAGGUCCAAGAACUAGUAACAGUUACUCACGAAACAACUAGAACAGGCAAGCCUAGAAAAGUCACCAAGAAAAAGAUUGUACGUAAGAAGGGUGACCAACUGCAAGUAACUGAAGAGCAAACAGUUGAGGAAGAUAGCAAAGAGCCGGUUACCACAACUGUUGAGAGACCUGAAGAACUGACAAUAACUGAUGAAACUACUGAUGACCUUCCAGCUGUUAAGAUGGUCACUCCUACCGAAAAUGUCGAGGUCCAAGAACUAGUAACAGUUACGCACGAAACAACAAAAACAGGCAAGCCUAAAAGAGUCACUAAGAAAAAGAUUGUACGCAAAAAAGGUGACAAAGUGCAGGUAACUGAAGAGCAGACAGUUGAGGAAGAUGGCAAAGAGCCGGUUACCACGACUGUUGAUAGACCUGAAGAAGUGACCAUAACUGAUGAAACUACUGAUGACCUUCCAGCUGUUAAAAUGGUCACUCCUACCGAAAAUGUCGAGGUCCAAGAACUAGUAACAGUUACUCACGAAACAACUAAAACAGGCAAGCCUAGAAAAGUCACCAAGAAAAAGAUUGUACGCAAAAAAGGUGACAAAGUGCAGGUAACUGAAGAGCAGACAGUUGAGGAAGAUGGCAAAGAACCGGUUACCACAACUGUUGUUAUACCUGAAGAAGUAACAAUAACUGAUGAAACUACUGAUGACCUUCCAGCUGUUAAAAUGGUCACUCCUACCGAAAAUGUCGAGGUCCAAGAACUAGUAUCAGUUACUCACGAAACAACAAAAACAGGCAAGCCUAGGAAAGUCACCAAGAAAAAGAUUGUACGCAAAAAAGGUGACAAAGUGCAAGUAACUGAAGAGCAAACAGUUGAGGAAGAUGGCAAAGAGCCAGUCACUACAACUGUUGAUAGACCUGAAGAAGUGACCAUAACUGAUGAAACUACUGAUGACCUUCCAGCUGUUAAAAUGGUCACUCCUACCGAAAAUGUCGAGGUCCAAGAACUAGUAACAGUUACUCACGAAACAACUAGAACAGGCAAGCCUAGGAAAGUCACCAAGAAAAAGAUUGUACGUAAGAAGGGUGACCAACUGCAAGUAACUGAAGAGCAAACAGUUGAGGAAGAUAGCAAAGAGCCGGUUACCACAACUGUUGAGAGACCUGAAGAACUGACAAUAACUGAUGAAACUACUGAUGACCUUCCAGCUGUUAAGAUGGUCACUCCUACCGAAAAUGUCGAGGUCCAAGAACUAGUAACAGUUACGCACGAAACAACAAAAACAGGCAAGCCUAAAAGAGUCACUAAGAAAAAGAUUGUACGCAAAAAAGGUGACAAAGUGCAGGUAACUGAAGAGCAGACAGUUGAGGAAGAUGGCAAAGAGCCGGUUACCACGACUGUUGAUAGACCUGAAGAAGUGACCAUAACUGAUGAAACUACUGAUGACCUUCCAGCUGUUAAGAUGGUCACUCCUACCGAAAAUGUCGAGGUCCAAGAACUAGUAACAGUUACGCACGAAACACCAAAAACAGGCAAGCCUAAAAGAGUCACUAAGAAAAAGAUUGUACGCAAAAAAGGUGACAAAGUGCAGGUAACUGAAGAGCAGACAGUUGAGGAAGAUGGCAAAGAGCCGGUUACCACGACUGUUGAGAGACCUGAAGAAGUGACCAUAACUGAUGAAACUACUGAUGACCUUCCAGCUGUUGAAAUGGUCACUCCUACCGAGAAUGUCGAGGUCCAAGAACUAGUAACAGUUACUCACGAAACAACUAAAACAGGCAAGCCUAGGAAAGUCACCAAGAAAAAGAUUGUACGUAAGAAGGGUGACCAAGUGCAAGUAACUAAAGAGCAAACAGUUGAGGAAGAUAGCAAAGAGCCAGUUACUACAACUGUUGAGAGACCUGAAGAAGUAACAAUAACUGAUGAAACUACUGAUGGCCUUCCAGCUGUUGAAAUGGUCACUCCUACCGAAAAUGUCGAGGUACGAGAACUCGUAUCAGUUACUCACGAAACAACAAAAACAGGCAAGCCUAGAAAAGUCACCAAGAAAAAGAUUGUACGUAAGAAGGGUGACCAAGUGCAAGUAACUGAAGAGCAAACAGUUGAGGAAGAUAGCAAAGAGCCGGUUACCACAACUGUUGAGAGACCUGAAGAACUGACAAUAACUGAUGAAACUACUGAUGACCUUCCAGCUGUUAAAAUGGUCACUCCUACCGAGAAUGUCGAGGUCCAAGAACUAGUAACAGUUACGCACGAAACAACAAAAACAGGCAAGCCUAGAAAAGUCACUAAGAAAAAGAUUGUACGCAAAAAAGGUGACAAAGUGCAGGUAACUGAAGAGCAGACAGUUGAGGAAGAUGGCAAAGAGCCGGUUACCACGACUGUUGAGAGACCUGAAGAAGUGACCAUAACUGAUGAAACUACUGAUGACCUUCCAGCUGUUGAAAUGGUCACUCCUACCGAGAAUGUCGAGGUCCAAGAACUAGUAACAGUUACUCACGAAACAACUAAAACAGGCAAGCCUAGGAAAGUCACCAAGAAAAAGAUUGUACGUAAGAAGGGUGACCAAGUGCAAGUAACUGAAGAGCAAACAGUUGAGGAAGAUAGCAAAGAGCCAGUCACUACAACCGUUGAGAGACCUGAAGAAGUGACAAUAACUGAUGAAACUACUGAUGGCCUUCCAGCUGUUGAAAUGGUCACUCCUACCGAAAAUGUCGAGGUACGAGAACUCGUAUCAGUUACUCACGAAACAACAAAAACAGGCAAGCCUAGAAAAGUCACCAAGAAAAAGAUUGUACGUAAGAAGGGUGACCAAGUGCAAGUAACUGAAGAGCAGACAGUUGAGGAAGAUGGCAAAGAACCGGUUACCACAACUGUUGAUAUACCUGAAGAAGUAACAAUAACUGAUGAAACUACUGAUGACCUUCCAGCUGUUGAAAUGGUCACUCCUACCGAGAAUGUCGAGGUCCAAGAACUAGUAACAGUUACGCACGAAACAACAAAAACAGGCAAGCCUAGAAAAGUCACUAAGAAAAAGAUUGUACGCAAAAAAGGUGACAAAGUGCAGGUAACUGAAGAGCAGACAGUUGAGGAAGAUGGCAAAGAGCCGGUUACCACGACUGUUGAGAGACCUGAAGAAGUGACCAUAACUGAUGAAACUACUGAUGACCUUCCAGCUGUUGAAAUGGUCACUCCUACCGAGAAUGUCGAGGUCCAAGAACUAGUAACAGUUACUCACGAAACAACUGAAACAGGCAAGCCUAGGAAAGUCACCAAGAAAAAGAUUGUACGUAAGAAGGGUGACCAAGUGCAAGUAACUAAAGAGCAAACAGUUGAGGAAGAUAGCAAAGAGCCAGUUACUACAACUGUUGAGAGACCUGAAGAAGUAACAAUAACUGAUGAAACUACUGAUGGCCUUCCAGCUGUUGAAAUGGUCACUCCUACCGAAAAUGUCGAGGUACGAGAACUCGUAUCAGUUACUCACGAAACAACAAAAACAGGCAAGCCUAGAAAAGUCACCAAGAAAAAGAUUGUACGUAAGAAGGGUGACCAAGUGCAAGUAACUGAAGAGCAGACAGUUGAGGAAGAUGGCAAAGAACCGGUUACCACAACUGUUGAUAUACCUGAAGAAGUAACAAUAACUGAUGAAACUACUGAUGACCUUCCAGCUGUUGAAAUGGUCACUCCUACCGAGAAUGUCGAGGUUCAAGAACUAGUAACAGUUACGCACGAAACAACAAAAACAGGCAAGCCUAAAAGAGUCACUAAGAAAAAGAUUGUACGCAAAAAAGGUGACAAAGUGCAGGUAACUGAAGAGCAGACAGUUGAGGAAGAUGGCAAAGAGCCGGUUACCACGACUGUUGAUAGACCUGAAGAAGUGACCAUAACUGAUGAAACUACUGAUGACCUUCCAGCUGUUGAAAUGGUCACUCCUACCGAAAAUGUCGAGGUCCAAGAACUAGUAACAGUUACUCACGAAACAACUAAAACAGGCAAGCCUAGGAAAGUCACCAAGAAAAAGAUUGUACGUAAGAAGGGUGACCAAGUGCAAGUAACUGAAGAGCAAACAGUUGAGGAAGAUAGCAAAGAGCCAGUCACUACAACUGUUGAGAGACCUGAAGAAGUGACCAUAAAUGAUGAAACUACUGAUGGCCUUCCAGCUGUUGAAAUGGUCACUCCUACCGAAAAUGUCGAGGUACGAGAACUCGUAUCAGUUACUCACGAAACAACAAAAACAGGCAAGCCUAGAAAAGUCACCAAGAAAAAGAUUGUACGUAAGAAGGGUGACCAAGUGCAAGUAACUGAAGAGCAGACAGUUGAGGAAGAUGGCAAAGAACCGGUUACCACAACUGUUGAUAUACCUGAAGAAGUAACAAUAACUGAUGAAACUACUGAUGACCUUCCAGCUGUUGAAAUGGUCACUCCUACCGAGAAUGUCGAGGUUCAAGAACUAGUAACAGUUACGCACGAAACAACAAAAACAGGCAAGCCUAAAAGAGUCACUAAGAAAAAGAUUGUACGCAAAAAAGGUGACAAAGUGCAGGUAACUGAAGAGCAGACAGUUGAGGAAGAUGGCAAAGAGCCGGUUACCACGACUGUUGAUAGACCUGAAGAAGUGACCAUAACUGAUGAAACUACUGAUGACCUUCCAGCUGUUGAAAUGGUCACUCCUACCGAGAAUGUCGAGGUCCAAGAACUAGUAACAGUUACUCACGAAACAACUAAAACAAACAAGCCUAGGAAAGUCACCAAGAAAAAGAUUGUACGUAAGAAGGGUGACCAAGUGCAAGUAACUGAAGAGCAAACAGUUGAGGAAGAUAGCAAAGAGCCAGUCACUACAACUGUUGAGAGACCUGAAGAAGUGACCAUAACUGAUGAAACUACUGAUGGCCUUCCAGCUGUUGAAAUGGUCACUCCUACCGAAAAUGUCGAGGUACGAGAACUCGUAUCAGUUACUCACGAAACAACAAAAACAGGCAAGCCUAGAAAAGUCACCAAGAAAAAGAUUGUACGUAAGAAGGGUGACCAAGUGCAAGUAACUGAAGAGCAGACAGUUGAGGAAGAUGGCAAAGAACCGGUUACCACAACUGUUGAGAGACCUGAAGAAGUGACCAUAACUGAUGAAACUACUGAUGACCUUCCAGCUGUUAAAAUGGUCACUCCUACCGAAAAUGUCGAGGUCCAAGAACUAGUAACAGUUACUCACGAAACAACAACAACUGGCAAGCCUAGAAAAGUCACUAAGAAAAAGAUUGUACGCAAAAAAGGUGACAAAGUGCAGGUAACUGAAGAGCAAACAGUUGAGGAAGAUGGCAAAGAGCCGGUUACCACGACUGUUGUUAUACCUGAAGAAGUAACAAUAACUGAUGAAACUACUGAUGACCUUCCAGCUGUUAAAAUGGUCACUCCUACCAAAGAUGUCGAGGUCCAAGAACUAGUAUCAGUUACUCACGAAACAACAAAAACAGGCAAGCCUAAAAGAGUCACUAAGAAAAAGAUUGUACGCAAAAAAGGUGACAAAGUGCAGGUAACUGAAGAGCAGACAGUUGAGGAAGAUGGCAAAGAGCCGGUUACCACGACUGUUGAUAGACCUGAAGAAGUGACCAUAACUGAUGAAACUACUGAUGACCUUCCAGCUGUUGAAAUGGUCACUCCUACCGAGAAUGUCGAGGUCCAAGAACUAGUAACAGUUACUCACGAAACAACUAAAACAGGCAAGCCUAGGAAAGUCACCAAGAAAAAGAUUGUACGUAAGAAGGGUGACCAAGUGCAAGUAACUGAAGAGCAAACAGUUGAGGAAGAUAGCAAAGAGCCAGUCACUACAACUGUUGAGAGACCUGAAGAAGUGACCAUAAAUGAUGAAACUACUGAUGACCUUCCAGCUGUUGAAAUGGUCACUCCUACCGAAAAUGUCGAGGUACGAGAACUCGUAUCAGUUACUCACGAAACAACAAAAACAGGCAAGCCUAGAAAAGUCACCAAGAAAAAGAUUGUACGUAAGAAGGGUGACCAAGUGCAAGUAACUGAAGAGCAGACAGUUGAGGAAGAUGGCAAAGAACCGGUUACCACAACUGUUGAUAUACCUGAAGAAGUAACAAUAACUGAUGAAACUACUGAUGACCUUCCAGCUGUUGAAAUGGUCACUCCUACCGAGAAUGUCGAGGUUCAAGAACUAGUAACAGUUACGCACGAAACAACAAAAACAGGCAAGCCUAAAAGAGUCACUAAGAAAAAGAUUGUACGCAAAAAAGGUGACAAAGUGCAGGUAACUGAAGAGCAGACAGUUGAGGAAGAUGGCAAAGAGCCGGUUACCACGACUGUUGAUAGACCUGAAGAAGUGACCAUAACUGAUGAAACUACUGAUGACCUUCCAGCUGUUGAAAUGGUCACUCCUACCGAGAAUGUCGAGGUCCAAGAACUAGUAACAGUUACUCACGAAACAACUAAAACAGGCAAGCCUAGGAAAGUCACCAAGAAAAAGAUUGUACGUAAGAAGGGUGACCAAGUGCAAGUAACUGAAGAGCAAACAGUUGAGGAAGAUAGCAAAGAGCCAGUCACUACAACUGUUGAGAGACCUGAAGAAGUGACCAUAACUGAUGAAACUACUGAUGGCCUUCCAGCUGUUGAAAUGGUCACUCCUACCGAAAAUGUCGAGGUACGAGAACUCGUAUCAGUUACUCACGAAACAACAAAAACAGGCAAGCCUAGAAAAGUCACCAAGAAAAAGAUUGUACGUAAGAAGGGUGACCAAGUGCAAGUAACUGAAGAGCAGACAGUUGAGGAAGAUGGCAAAGAACCGGUUACCACAACUGUUGAUAGACCUGAAGAAGUGACCAUAACUGAUGAAACUACUGAUGACCUUCCAGCUGUUAAAAUGGUCACUCCUACCGAAAAUGUCGAGGUCCAAGAACUAGUAACAGUUACUCACGAAACAACAACAACUGGCAAGCCUAGUAAAGUCACUAAGGAAAAGAUUGUACGCAAAAAAGAUGACAAAGUGCAGGUAACUGAAGAGCAAACAGUUGAGGAAGAUGGCAAAGAACCGGUUACCACAACUGUUGUUAUACCUGAAGAAGUAACAAUAACUGAUGAAACUACUGAUGACCUUCCAGCUGUUAAAAUGGUCACUCCUACCAAAGAUGUCGAGGUCCAAGAACUAGUAUCAGUUACUCACGAAACAACAAAAACAGGCAAGCCUAGGAAAGUCACCAAGAAAAAGAUUGUACGUAAGAAGGGUGACCAAGUGCAAGUAACUGAAGAGCAAACAGUUGAGGAAGAUGGCAAAGAACCGGUUACCACAACUGUUGAUAUACCUGAAGAAGUAACAAUAACUGAUGAAACUACUGAUGACCUUCCAGCUGUUGAAAUGGUCACUCCUACCGAGAAUGUCGAGGUUCAAGAACUAGUAUCAGUUAUUCGGGAAACAACUAAAACAGGCAAGCCUAGAAAAGUCACCAAGAAAAAGAUUGUACGCAAAAAAGGUGACAAAGUGCAGGUAACUGAAGAGCAAACAGUUGAAGAUGAUAGCAAAGAACCGGUUACCACAACUGUUGAGAGACCUGAAGAAGUGACCAUAACUGAUGAAACUACUGAUGGCCUUCCAGCUGUUGAAAUGGUCACUCUUUCCGAAAAUGUCGAGGUCCAAGAACUAGUAACAGUUACUCACGAAACAACAACAACUGGCAAGCCUAGAAAAGUCACCAAGAAAAAGAUUGUACGUAAGAAGGGUGACAAAGUGCAGGUAACUGAAGAGCAAACAGUUGAAGAAGAUGGCAAAGAACCGGUCACUACAACUGUUGAAAGACCUGAAGAAGUGACAAUAACUGAUGAAACCACUGAUGAUCUUCCGUCCGUUGAAAUGGUCACUCCUACCGAGAAUGUCGAGGUCCGUAAGAAGGGCGUUCUACAGCGGGUUACCGAGAUCUUGCAAGCUCAUGAUAAGAUCGAUGCUUAUGCUUCUGGAGAAUCUGUCUUCUUAUCACACCCAAUACAUAUUAGCACACUUACACAUACACAACCAACACUUCUUAUUGAUGACAUUGUUUUUGUCGAAGGUAUCGCUGAGGUUACCGAACAAGAGGAUCUUAUCAAAAUUGUGGAAGACAAGAAGGACGGAAUUAAAUCUCGUGAUCAACAAGCAGUCGCUAUUCAUAUUUUAAAUAAAGAUCUUGUCCAAUUCGAACAUAAUAACAAUGUUUUCCAAGAUUUCCCUGAAGAAAUUGGUUUGUCAAUGCCUACUAUUGAAGUGGCUAAUAUAACAAUCGAAGAACUCCUCUUUGCUGAAGUGCGUGAAGUCGAAGUUUUGAAAGUGACCGAAACCCCAAAAUUAAGGGUUACAAAAAAACGGAAACCAGCAACUAAAAACCAACCUGAAGAAAUCGUUGAAGAAAUAGUUCAUAAAUCACCAGAAGAAAGUGCUCUUCUGGAAGGUCAAAAAAUUGUAGAAGUUAGUGAAACCCCAACUGAAAUUGUAAUCCGACGUAAGUCAAAUGCUUCUCAAAGUGGCGUUCCUGAAGAAAUGAUCGAUGAAGUUAUAAUACCGAAGUUUCAUACAGAAAAAGCGACGUCUAUUAUAGAUUACCUUCAAACAGUGAAAAUUACUGAAGUCGAUGUUCUUCAAGGACCAGUUGAGGAAACUAUAAUUGAAUCGAUAGAAACUCCUUCGGCGGUUGUUUUAAAGAAGAAACGAAAGUUGACAAAUAAAAACGAGCCAGAGGAAAUUGUUGAAGAAGUAAGACUUAAAUCGAAAGAGGAGAGAGAAAUUAUGGAAAAUAAGAAAAUUCUUGCAAUUAUUGAUACACCAGAAAAGAAAUUGAUUAAGAUAAAAAAAGCUCUGAUCGAUAAUGAGGGCAUUGAUGACGAAUGUACUGAAGAAAUAGUAAUUUAUAAACCAAAAGAAGAAUCAGCUACAAGUAUUGUUGACGAUCUGAAAACUGCAAAAAUGAUUGAAACAGAAAUUUUACAAGCUCCAGCUGGAGAAAAAGUUGUUGUUAUAGUUGAAACACCCACCAAGAAAAUAGUUAAAACCCGGAAGCCAAUUCAGGAAGACAAACCUGUGGAAAUUAUCGAAGAAAUUAUUCUUAAGCCAGUUGAAGAAUCCAUUGCUAUGGAAGAGCAACAGAUUAUUGAAAUCACUGAAACGCCAACUAAAAAAAUCAUCAAACGAAAAUUACCAAUCCUUCAAGAGAGGUUUGUAACGGAAGAAGGUCUUGAAGAAAUCGUUUUAACAAAACCGAACCAAAUGAGUGCUACUGAAACUAUUGAUAAUUUCGAUAUCGCUACUAUGACUGAAACAGAAGUAAUUGAAGUAAUCGAAACGCCGGAAAAAAGGAUUGUUAAAAAGAAAAAACCAUCUACGAAAAAAAAAGGUGAAGAAGUUGUUGAAGAGGUGAUAGGUAAGCCUCACGAUGAAACUAUAUCAAUGGAAGAACAACAGAUUGUUAAAAUCGUUGAAACACCUGAAAAAACGGUUAUCAAAAAGAGAAUUGCUAUUUGCAAAGACGACCAAGUACCUGGAGAAACUGUUGAAGAAAUCGUUUUAUUAAAACCAAAACCACAACAGGUUUCUCCAAUUGUUGAAGAAUUAGAGACAGUAAACAAUUCACAAGUAGAAAUUAUUGAAGUUAUCGAAACCCCAAAAACACGGAUUACUAGGAAGAAACAAGUAGAGAAGCCUCAAGUAAUUUCUGAAGAAAUUACACAAAAAACUGAUGAAGAAGCUGCUUUAAUGGAAAAUCAAAAUAUUAUUGAAAUUAAAGACACUCCUGCUGAAACAAUUAUUAGACGUCAGUCUAUAACUAUCCAAAAAGAGAAACAGCCUCAAGAUACAAUCGAAGAGAUUAUUAUACAGAAGCCUCGACAAGUAUAUGCUCAGUCUAUCGUUGAUGAAUUCAAUAUUGAGACAAUUAGAGAAAUUGAUAUUCAAGAUGGUCCAGUGAAUGAACAAGUGUUUGAAAAAAUUGAAACGCCUGAGAAAUUAAUCAUCAAAAAGAAAAGAAAGUCGCUCAAAGAUAAAAUACCCGAACAAAUUAUAGAAGAAGUUAUUUUAAAACCUAAGGAUCAGCAAAAGACCAUGGAAGAACAGAAAAUAGUGGAAAUUAUUGAAACUCCGACUGAAAAAAUUAUCAAAAAGACGAAAGCUGUAAUAACAGAUAAAAAAAUUCCAGAAGAUAUAAUUGAAGAAAUUGUCAUUCAUAAACCACAAGAUAGAAUCGCUAAGACGGACAUUGUUCCUAUAGAAAGUGUAGAAAUGAAUCAAAUCGUUAUACAGGAAUUUUCCGAGUUAAAAGAAGAAGAAAAAUCUAAUGAACCAACAAUACUAAAGCUACCAGUAACAUUGAACGUUCCGAAAGAAGUUGAAGAUAAAACGAUUAUUAAAGAGGUCGAGGAAGUACUUCCAGGAAAACCAAAGGAAAACAUGCUACCGAAAGUUAACGGCCAUGCAGUUGAAAAAACAGUUCCUGAUGAGAAUAUUAAAGAGAUAAAACCUACAGAUGAGAAGAAGGAGAAAAAAUUAAAAUUAAAAAAAAAGAAAAAAAUUGUCAAAAAGGCAGAUUGGGAAGAAUGGGUUGAACCAGAAUACGAAAAAGCAGUUUUAGAACCUAUGCCAGAAAAAAUACAAUGGGAACCCUCCAAAAAGAAAAAACAAAAAUUGUCAGAACCUCAACAAGCGCAGCAAUUCGUUCCUCAGAAAGUUGAAAGAGUUUCUGUGAAACCUACUAAAUUAAGAUAUAUGGAGCCGAAAGAUGAACCUCAAUUCGGUACAAUUAAGUUAAAAAAAGCUCCAAUCGCGAAAAAGAAAGAUAUAUCGACACUUAAAUUACCGAAAUUUAUGUUAAAAAGUCGCAUUACAUUUUACGGUGAUUAUCCACCUGCAUUACAAUAUCCAACAAUAACAGAACUGGAACCUAAUCCCAUUCAAUCUGGAACUUUAUCUCGUAACAUUGAAGAAGGAUUAAAACUGAUAAAAAAGAAAAGAAAAAAAAUUAAACUCUCAGAGAAAGAUACGGUGGAGUUAGAAAAAUUAGAUAAAGAAUUUGAAGAAUUGAAAAAAGUACCCCUUGAGAAGAUAGAAGACAAAACUAUUUAUGAAAGACAACCUAAGAAACUAAAAGAAGAUGAAAAAGAAUCGAAAUCUUUAGUAAUUGGCAAAGGCAUAGUUCCCGAAAAACUCAAAGAAGUUCCUGAAAAUAUAAAAUUGAGGACAAUUUCUGGAGAACAACCAGAAAAGAUUGAAGAAAAACCGAGUAAACCCAAAGAAGAGAAAACUGAUAAAUUACCUAAAGACGAAAAAGAAGAAGAGCCAAAAAUAACACUAGAACGUAAGAAAUUCAAACCAACUGAUUUUGACCAACCUGAAUUAGAAAAAUAUGUGCCAAAAGAAAUUGAAAAAAUAGAAGAGCCUAUUCCAGAAAACGUAUCAGUACCAUACACAAAAAUGCCAAAAAAAAUACCUGAACAAGAAACUGAACAAAUCCCGAUUAUUCCGGGCAGAGCAAAACCAUCAAAGCCUGAAGAAGAGUCUGAAGUUAAAUUCAGAAUUCCGGAAAAACCUAAACCAGAAGAUCAACCUGAUAGAAUUGGUCUUAAACCGUGGGAAGAAGAUACUGCAAUUACAGGAGCAAAAAUUACCCAAGAACUAAAAAUCAAACCUUCUUUGGAAAUUCCAAAGAUAAGAGAGGAAGAGCAAAAAUCUAAGAAAAAAAGUACUUCUAAGAAACCAAAGACAAAACCUGAUAAAAAAGACAGAGAACCAUGGGAGGAAUGGGUUGAACCAGAAUAUGAGCGACCAGUUUUAGAGCCAAUGCCAGAGAAAAUAGACUGGGCCCAUACGCCAAAAAAAAGAGAAGGAAAAGUCUUGGAAGUAGUUGAAAAGUCCAUUAUCGAAAAAAUAGAAGAUUCACCGGAAUACACACAACAAACAGUAGGAGAAAGACCAGAGCAAACGACAGCUAGAUCACUGAAAGAACCGGUUGACUUGGAAAGUAAAGCAAAGAAAAUCAGUAAAAUAGUUCAUAUUGAAAAAGUGCCUUCGGAAUCAACAGAAUCAGAGAAACCAAAAAUGAAACCAGUUACUGAAGAAGCUGCUGAUGAGGUAACUAUCAAGAAGCCUGUUAUCGAAAAGCCAGACGAGGUUUCUGAAGAAGUAACAGAAGAGGUUAAGAUAGUGAAGAAACCCAAAAAGAAACCAGUUACUGAAGAAGCUGCUGAUGAGGUAACUAUCAAGAAGCCCGUUAUCGAAAAGCCAGACGAGGUUUCGGAAGAAGUAACAGAAGAGGUUAAGAUAGUAAAGAAACCCAAAAAGAAACCAGUUACUGAAGAAGCUGCUGAUGAGGUAACUAUCAAGAAGCCCGUUAUCGAAAAGCCAGACGAGGUUUCUGAAGAAAUAACAGAAGAGGUUAAGAUAGUAAAGAAACCCAAAAAGAAGCCAGUCACGGAAGAAGCUGCUGAAGAGGUAACUAUCAAAAAGCCCGUUAUCGAAAAGCCAGACGAGGUUUCGGAAGAAGUAACAGAAGAGGUUAAGAAAGUAAAGAAACCCAAAAAGAAACCAGUUACUGAAGAAGCUGCUGAUGAGGUAACUAUCAAGAAGCCCGUUAUCGAAAAGCCAGACGAGGUUUCUGAAGAAGUAACAGAAGAGGUUAAGAUAGUAAAGAAACCCAAAAAGAAGCCAGUCACGGAAGAAGCUGCUGAUGAGGUAACUAUCAAGAAGCCCGUUAUCGAAAAGCCAGACGAGGUUUCGGAAGAAGUAACAGAAGAGGUUAAGAUAGUAAAGAAACCCAAAAAGAAGCCAGUUACUGAAGAAGCUGCUGAUGAGGUAACUAUCAAGAAGCCCGUUAUCGAAAAGCCAGACGAGGUUUCUGAAGAAAUAACAGAAGAGGUUAAGAUAGUGAAGAAACCCAAAAAGAAACCAGUUACUGAAGAAGCUGCUGAUGAGGUAACUAUCAAGAAGCCCGUUAUCGAAAAGCCAGACGAGGUUUCUGAAGAAAUAACAGAAGAGGUUAAGAUAGUAAAGAAACCCAAAAAGAAGCCAGUCACGGAAGAAGCUGCUGAUGAGGUAACUAUCAAGAAGCCCGUUAUCGAAAAGCCAGACGAGGUUUCGGAAGAAGUAACAGAAGAGGUUAAGAUAGUAAAGAAACCCAAAAAGAAGCCAGUUACGGAAGAAGCUGCUGAUGAGGUAACUAUCAAGAAGCCCGUUAUCGAAAAGCCAGACGAGGUUUCUGAAGAAAUAACAGAAGAGGUUAAGAUAGUAAAGAAACCCAAAAAGAAGCCAGUUACUGAAGAAGCUGCUGAUGAGGUAACUAUCAAGAAGCCCGUUAUCGAAAAGCCAGACGAGGUUUCUGAAGAAGUAACAGAAGAGGUUAAGAUAGUGAAGAAACCCAAAAAGAAACCAGUUACUGAAGAAGCUGCUGAUGAAUUAGUGAUUGAACAAACACUAGUAAUUGAAGAACCUGAUGAAGUGGUCCAAGAAAUUAUUGAAGAAUUUACCGUUCAUCGUAAGCCUCCAAAAUCUACUCCUAAAUUAAUUGAAGAAAUUUGUGAAGAUGUUACUUUGCGUAAACUACGACCUCGGAAAAAGCGCCUGGAUAUUAAGGAAAUUACAGAAACUGAAAAUGUUACUUUCCGUCCUCGCAGAACAAAAACAAAGGAAGAUGUAGAACAAGAGUUCAAAAUUUCUUUAAAUACGUAUGAAGAAGAAGAUAUUUCAAUGACAGGCAAAGUUCGAUUAAGGCCUAAAAAAAAAGCUCUUACUUACCAUGAAGAAGAGGGUGAAGAAACAAUUAGAAUUAUUCAGGGUCCUAACGACGAUGGUCAACCAGUGAUUGAAGAAAUUAUUUAUGAUUCUGAAGAGGAGACAAAGGAGGAAUACAGUAUUGAUGAAUUAGAGCCUGAUGCAUUUAAUCUUGUUCUACAGAAAAAGAAAAAGCCCCGUCCUUAUUCAAUAGAACAAAUAGAAGAAGAUGAUGUUAGAAUAAAGUUGAAGAAAGAAAGAAAAUAUUCUAUGGAAGAAACUGAUGAAUUUUUAGCACUGAAAUUAAUGUCUAAACGUCGUCCAUCCACCUAUGAAGAAGAAGAAGCAAGUUUAAGUAUUACAAGAGAAGGAGAUAUUUAUGAAGAAGAAGAAGGUGAAUAUAGUGUUCAUGAAGGAUCUGUAAUGUUCUCAAUAUGUUCGUACGUAGCAGAGACAGAUGAAGCAAUUAAUCUUGUUGAAGGAGAAAAAGUCUAUAUUAUAGAACAUAUCAAUUCCGAUUGGUGGUUUGUGAAGAAACAUUUGACACAAGAAAAGGGAUGGGUUCCAGCACAGUAUUUACUUGACGAAGAACACUAUACUAUCUAUUUACAAAGAAAAUUAAACGAAAAAAUCGAUAAACUUCCUGUUUUUGAAAAACUAGGGCCCGGAGAACAAUCAUCAGCACCUCGGUUUAUUCAAAAACUUCAACCAAUUCAUACUCCCGAUGGAUAUACAGUCCAAUUCGAAUGUCAAGUUGAAGGUUUACCUAGACCACAAAUCACAUGGUUUCGACAGACUGCAAUAAUUAAGCCAUCGCAAGAUUUCCAUAUUUAUUACGAUGAAGACAACGUUGCAACUCUCAUCAUUAGAGAAGUUUUUCCUGAAGACGCUGGAACAUUUACUUGCGUAGCUAAAAAUGCUGCCGGUUUUGCAUCGAGUACCACAGAACUCACUGUUGAAGCUCCUCUUUCAGAUCAUGGUUCUGACAUGACUGGGCAUUCAAGAAAAAGUUUAUCAAGAGAAUCUUCCCUUGCGGAUAUUCUAGAAGGAAUUCCUCCCACUUUCUCUCGCAAACCAAAAGCUAAGUGCGUUGAUGAAAAUAGUGAUGUUAUCUUAGAGUGUCGAUUAGUUGCUGUACCAGAACCGGAGAUCACAUGGUAUUAUGAAAACAAAAAGAUAACAACUAAAGAAAAUGUAGUUGUUGCAACAGAAAGUGAUAUGCACAUGUACUGCAGUGUCAUGAAAAUAAAAAAAGUAACGAAAAAUCAAGAAGGGAAAUAUAAAAUUAUAGCAAGUAACAGAGAAGGUGAAGCUUCAAUUGAAAUACCUUUGAAAGUCAAAACUGGUGCUAAAGAACCUCCUGAAAUUCUGGAACCUCUAAAACCAUUCAUUGUUCGGGAAGGAGAAACUGUCGUAUUGAAUACUCAAAUUAUUGGUACGCCAAUUCCUAAAGUCAUUUGGUUGAAGGAUAGUAAACCCUUAAGGAAAGAUUUAAUUCCAACAAAAGACGGUGAUACUCACACAUUAACGAUGAUUCAGCCAAAGCCUUUAGAUGCUGGAGAAUAUUCGUGUAUCGCAACCAACGAUUUAGGAACUGCAGAAACCAAAGCAAUGCUUAUUGUUGAAGCUACUUAUAAAAUUUGUGAUGGCUCUAACUGUGGAACAAUCUCUGAAAUAACAAUCAAUAACAGCUGUUCUGGCUCAGGUUGUGGAACAAUAAAUAACUCCAUUAGUAAAUCGAAUUCUAAAUGCAGUGAUGGAUUUCAUUGUGGAACAGUCACAGAGUCUGUUUGCAAAAAUGAUUGCUGUUCAGGAUCAGGCUGUGGUACACUCAAUAAUUCUACUAAUGAAUUCCAUUCAGAUGUUUAUUGUUCUGGAUCUCAUUGUAGCACAAUAAUUGAUUUUAUUGAUGGUCCGAACAACAAAUCUUGUGAUGGUUCGAAGUGUAGUACAAACACAGAUAUUUUUUAUAAGAAUGACUGCUCUUCAGAAUCCGAAACUCUUUGUAAUUCAAUCGAUGAGUCAAUUGAGUAUCCCUAUUAUGAUGGAUCAACUUGUCAAACGUUAUUUGAAGUUUUAAAUCCUGCUUAUAAAUUAAAUAAUGAACUAGUGUGCAAAUUUUGCUGCCAAUUAAUUUGUAAAAAAACUUGUAAAUCUAAUAACUAUCUUUUAAUUGAACAAGUAGCUACUGAAGUUUCAAAAGUUAUUGAAUUUGAAGAAACACCUAGUGGUGCUCCAGAACCCCCUCUCUUUACUAAACGAUUCCAAGAAUUGACAGUCCCAGAUAAAAGUACAUUUAAGCUCGUAGCUGAAGUUAUUGGUUAUCCAGUUCCAGAAGUAACAUGGUUAAGAAAUAACAAACCCUUGGAAAAGUCACCAAACAUCAAAGAAACAUACGAUGGGAAAAAUAUUAUCUUGGAAAUUAAAAAUGUAAACUCGGAAGUUGACUCAGGAGAUUAUAAAUGUGUUGCAAGCAAUCCUGUUGGAAAAGCUUCACAUGGUGCUCGGGUAACUGUGGAUGUUUCUGGAGUUACAUUUACGAAGAAAUUAGAGACAGAAAAAAUUGUAGAAGAGUACAAAACGCUUGAACUCAUUUGUGAAACAUCUCACACGGUAUCAACAACUUGGUUCCACAAUAAUGAAGAAAUUAGUGGUAUGGAUCAUCGUGAGGUAAUUCAUGAAGGUCGUGUGCACAAAUUAGUGAUCAAAAAGACUGGUGCUAUUGACGAAGGAAUUUAUAAAUGCACAGUUAAAAAUCAAAGUACUUCAUGCAAUGUAAAAGUCAAACCAACCAAACCUGAGUUUGUGAAAAAAUUAGAAGAUUUCGAAAUUAAAGAGAAGGAAGUGGCAAUCUUAGAAGUUGAAAUAACAUCUCAGACUGCUGAUGUUCAAUGGAAGAAAGAUGGGCAAGUAAUUGAACCUCGUAAUAAAAAGAUUGAGUUUGUAAAGGAAGGACCUCUUCGAAGAUUAUAUAUUCGAAAUACUUCAGUUCAUGAUGAAGGAGAAUACACUUGCUCACUUUUAGAUGAAGAAUGCUCAGCGGAAGUGACUGUAAUCGAAUUACCACCAGAAAUUAUAACAAAAAUGAAAGACGUCAAAAUCGCACAAGGGGAUAAAGCUAAGUUUGAAAUUGAAUUGACCAAAGGAGAUGCAUUAGUUCGUUGGUUCAAAGAUGGUGAAGAACUUCAAUUUUCUGAACAUAUAAGUUUAUCAAUUGAUGGAAAACGUCAAAAAUUGAAAAUUUAUGACACGAGACCCGAAGAUGCUGGUCUUUAUUCAUGUAAAGUUGGAGAUCAAACUUCAGAAGCAACUUUAAUUGUAGAAGAACCCGAAGUUAGUUUUAUUAAAAGACUGCCACCUGUUACUGUAGUUCCUCUCGAUGAAGAUGCAUUAUUUACGAUCGAAUUGUCACGUUCAGAUGUCUUUGUUCAGUGGUGUAGAAGAGGUAUGCCAAUUAAUAAAUCCAAGAAAUACACAAUAAUUGAUGAAGGUAAAGUUAAAAAAUUAAUCAUUAAUGAAUGUAAUAUCGAUGAUGCUGUGGAAUAUAGUGCAGUUGUAUUAAAUGCUAAAACAUCAUCUAAACUGAAAGUAGAAGUAAUUGAGGCAUCUCCAAAGAUCUCAGCAGAAUCACCGACAGAGUACAAAGUAAAAAAAGGUGAUGAUGUGAACAUGACUGUAAAGUUUUCUGCUUCUCCAAAACCAACUGAUGAAUGGGCUAUCAACAAAAAGGUAAUCGUUAGAUCAAAACGAAUAACAUCAUCAGUUGAUGAAGAGUUCGCUACACUAACCAUUAGGAAAGUUGAAGAGGAAGAUGUAGGAAACUAUACUUUGAAAUUGAUCAAUAUUUAUGGAGAAUCAACAACAGAAAUCAAAUUAAUUGUUGGAAAAGAACCUGGCAAACCACAGGGACCUCUUGAGAUUAAGAAUAUCAAACCAAACUCACUUACGAUUCAAUGGAAGCCACCGAAAGAUGAUGGAGGCUAUGAAAUCACAGAUUAUGUUAUUGAAAUGUGUGAGACAUCAUUAAAGACUUGGAAACGUGUGACUAAAGUUGAUAAAGAUACUCUUAGCUAUAAUAUCGGAGAUUUAAAACAAGAUAUUGAAUAUAUUUUUAGAGUAAUAGCUAAAAAUGAAAUAGCAUCAUCGAAACCACUAGAUUCGAAACCAGUAACACUCAAAUCUUCAGUUGAUAAGCCCGAAUCACCCCGAGGACCGCUCGAAGUUUCAGGAAUGACCAAGACUUCAUUCACAAUUAAAUGGAUGGAACCCGAAAAUGAUGGUGGAUCUCCUAUUAUCGAAUAUACUGUUGAAAUUAAAGAAGAAACAAAGAAAACGUGGACCAAAGUCGGUACAACAAAAGCCAAAAUUACAUGGAUCAAUGUUUCUGAUUUGAAAACCGAUGUCGCAUAUGAAUUCAGAAUUUCAGCAACAAAUAUAGUUGGCACUAGCCCUCCAUAUUUGUCAGAAGAAUCGAUUAUUGCAGGAAAACAAAUUAUGCUAACUGUAACUGAAGAAUCGCUUUAUGCUCUGUUUGGAAUUUUUCCCGUUACCAAAGCAGUAAAGAGUAAAGCUCCACCAUCUUGUCCACUCAAUUUCCAUGUUACAAAUAUUACAAGCAAGAGUGUAACUCUCAAGUGGUCACCACCUGCGAGUACAGGAGGCUCAGAACUCACGGGAUAUAUAAUCGAAAAAAGACCUUUAAUAGGCAGAGGAUCUAAAUGGAUUAAAAUAGUUACCUUAGAUGCAACAACUCAUCAAUAUUGCGUUGAAAAUCUUAAAGAAAGUGAAUUCCUCUUUAGAAUAUUUGCUGAGAACAGUAUAGGACUGAGCACACCAGCAAUUUCUGAAUCUAUUACUCUUCAAACUCAUGCCAAUGUGCCAUCUCCACCAACUGCUCCAUUAGAAAUCAGACAAAUUGCUGGAAAUACAGUAGUUAUUGAAUGGGGUAGACCAGAAUUCGAUGGUGGAGCACCGUUAGAAGGCUAUAAAAUUGCUAUAAGAGAUUCUAAAAAGACAAUGUGGAUAGAAGUCGGUCGAGUUAAUGCAGACAUUCAAAAAUUAAAUGUUAGAGAUUUACAAGAAGACCAUGAAUACUAUAUUAGGAUAUACGCAAGGAAUGAGGUAGGAUUCAGUGAACCUCUUGAAUCCGUUGAACCAGUUAAAAUUGUUCCUGCAUCAGCUUUAGAUGUCAUCGAACCUGUAGCAGAAGUUUCUGAGCAUGGUGAAACAGCAUCUGUUAGUUAUAGUACAGAAAAUACUAGUUCAUGGUUACGAGAUCAUAACAUGGAUGCUGAUAUUAGUUCUUAUGCACGCACUCAACUUCUCAGAAAGGAUGAAUACUUUUUCCGAAUUUGGCAUUAUGCUAAAAAGCUUUUCAAAUAAGCAUUUUCACAAAUAUUUUUUUCAGUAAUGGUCAAUCAUUUUCAUUGGUUACCUAAACAAAAAUAGAAAGUUAUAUAAAGAUUAAAAUUAUAUAAAAAUAUCAUCAUACACAUACUAUUGACUAGAUUAUUCAUUUAAAAUGUAUAUAAAGAAUGGAAAAAAUUUAUUUAAUAAACUGGACGAGUCUAAAAUCUAGUCAUACAGUAGAAAAGAUUAUUGACAUGUCAGACAGAGACAUUAAACUUCUAUGGACGAUACAUCAAAAUAAGAUCCUCUGUUAUUUAAUAAUAAUAAUCAAUUAUCAAAAUAUUAAUUAUGAUUUAUUUAGUUGAAAUCUUCAUUUAUACCAUUUUUGAUAAUUGUCUAUUGUCAAAAUGAGAUGACCAAGAUUGUGUGGCAAUGUCGAAAAAUGUGAUACAAGUAAUCAUUCUUGAAAAGUCUAUAGACAUAAAUUAUUGCAAGUACUUUUCAAGAAGUUAGAGAUUUAUUAUAUUUUAAAAAAAUAUUCCUUGUAUUUAUAUGAAAAUAUUGUUUGAGAUAGCAAAUUAUGUGCAAUGCAAGCAAUGCUUCCAUCAUUUUCCUAUGUUUGUCAAAAUUAUUUAUAAUAGAGUCAAAUAUUUAUUGCUAUUUUAAUUAAAUGUUAUUAAUUCAUUAAUUAUUAUUAUUAUUAUUAUUAAUAUAAUUCCGUUCAUAAUUAUAUCAAUAAUGUUAAUUAUAAACAUUAUUAUGCAAUUAUUAUAAGACAGAUAUUAUGUAUUUAUUUAUAAUUUGAAGUUUGAGAGACUUAUACGAUGAAAAUAAAAUCGGUAAUUGAUGAUUAUGCCACACAAUGCUGAUAUCCUGAGACGUAAAUAUAGGUGCAAUAAUCCAUCUUUGUACUUAUCAAUAUUGUGUUGCAUUCAUCAUGAGCCUUUAUAUAAUGUUUUAAACAAUAAAUGACUAUAAAUAAUA